AUGGCGCCGAACACUACGUACGAAGAUGGGAACAAAUCCCUCAUCCCAAUUGCCAUCUGCGGCGUUGGCAUCCGGCUUCCUGGUGGCAUUCGCAAUGCCGAGCAACUCUGGGAGUCCCUCGUCAACGACCGUGUUCAGCCGCGUGUGGAUGGCAAUGAAGAGGAAGAACUAGACGCUGUUGAUGCUUCGUUCUUCUCCUUGACCGAGGCAGAGCUCGAGAGCUGCAGCCCUCUGCAGCGGAAGCUCUUGGAGGUGACUCGUGAGUGUUUUGAGGAUGCGUGCGAGAUCGACUUCCGGGGCGAGGAUGCUCGUGUGGGCUGCUAUGCCGGUAGUAUUGGAGAGGACGAUGUGUCGAUGGUGUCACUGAAGCAUGAUUUGGGAGGCCCGAGCAUGGCGAUUAGAGAGUCGACGUCGUCAUUUCUCGUGGCUCUGCAUGAGGCUUGCUCCGCUGUUCGAUCUGGCAGUGCCAAAUCUGCAGUUGUUCUGGGAGCUGCCCAGAAUGGCGCUGUGGGAGGCGAGGCCGUGUCAGCUGUAUAUAUCAAGACACUGCCUGAUGCCAUGCGCAGAGGCAACCCAAUUCGCGCCAUCAUUCGAGCUUCUAGCAUUAUGACGCUCAGUGGCCGAAUUGAGGGUGCGUCGGGCUUGACGAGCUUGGUCAAGGCCGUGGUAACAUUGGAGAACCGGACAAUCUCUCCGAAUAUUGUAUCUGGUAAGUUUCAUGCUGCUCAAGUCCGCCGAAAAGUCAGGCCCAAGUCUCUAACAGCCAGCAUCAUUGCCUCUGACGCUGAGGGACACAGCGCUCAUGUUAUCGUCGACUCUCACCCCCGGCCUACUCCGCGAGUAUCUGAGUCCCGGCCGCAACUUGUUCUGUUCUCUGCGAACAACCCAGCUUCUUUGGCUAAGCAGAUCGAGCUGCACCGCCUGUAUGCUGAAUCUCACCCAGACGAUGCUGCCGACAUCGCCUAUACUCGCGCUCUCCGACGCGAGGCUCUGGACUACAAGGCAUUCUCCAUCCUUUCGAACUCAUCCUUCGUCAACACUUCCAACUACGCCAAGUCUUCCGCGCGGGCUCCGGCCAUCACCAUGGUGUUCAACGGCCAGGGUGCUCAGUGGGCGGGAAUGGGCAAGGAGCUCAUCUUGACCGACUCAAGCUUCAGGGAAGACAUCAGGAAGAUGGAUCUGGUUCUGAAGGGACUGAACAUACCCGCAACCUGGUCGAUUGAAGAGGAGCUUCUCCGUGAUGCUGCCGACCCCGACAACAGGAUCAACACCUCAAAGUUCUCCUACCCUCUCAGCACGGCGCUUCAGAUUGCCCUGGUCAACUGUUUCAAACGCCUUGGUGUUACGCCCAAGGCCGUCGUUGGUCACUCCAGUGGUGAGAUUGCUGCUGCCUAUGCUGCGGGCUUUCUCUCUUUCGAAGACGCCAUCACAGUCGCUUACUACUACGGCCAUAUUACUACCAGGGACCAGAAGGACGGUGCCAUGGGCGUGGUAAGCUUAGGUGCAGAGGAAACGGAGGGGUUUCUCGAGCAGGGCGUGGUCAUUGCUUGUGAGAACUCACCCACUAGCACCACCAUUUCCGGCGACCGUGAGGCGGUUGAGCGAGUCUUGAAGUUUGUCAAGGCAGCAAAGCCUGAGGUGACUGCUCGUCUGCUGAAGGUUGAUACUGCGUAUCACUCUGAACACAUGACUCAGCUUGCCGAUGAGCUGCUUGACCUUUUGACGGCGGAGAAGAUUGCUUCGCAUGCAACCAGGAAGAGCGAGGCCAUCUUUAUUUCUACCGUCAGCGAGAAGGUUCUGAAGGAGAAGAGCGAGUUUGGAGCAGCGUACUGGGUCUCCAACCUGGUGUCACCUGUCCGCUUCAGCUCGUCCGUCUCCAACCUCCUCGGCAUGUCAUCUGAGGAAACUCUGUUCCUGGAAGUUGGACCUCAUUCUGCCCUCUCCGUGCCUCUGUCCCAGAUCUGUGCCGCUGCAGAUGUCCGAUGCAAUUAUGUCUCGUCCCAAACUCGUGGGGCUGAUAGUGCAGUGAGCUUUCUCUCUGCUGUUGGAAGGCUGUGGCAGGAGUCGGCUGUGCCGAAUCUCGCCCCUUUGUUCUCCCACGGCAGGGCAAUUUCUGGGUUACCUCAGUAUCCCUGGAGUUACGGAACCUCUGAUGAGGACUCCGAUGCUACUGCUCUAUCUGCCCGUGAGAAGCGGGCUCGUGUCUUUGCAGAGGACAGCUCUCUGGAGAGCGAGCUCGCCGACGAAGAGGCUCCUACCACUGAGGUGGAGAUUGUUCUUCGAGCUGUCUGGGUUGAGAUCCUCCGGGAUGUGAACCGAAUCCGUAAGCAGGACAUUGGAAAGAAGCACAACUUCUUCCUGCUUGGCGGCGACUCUCUCACAACCAUCGAGCUUGUUACUGCUGCUUAUCAAUACGGCAUUCGUCUGAGUCCGGCAGCCGUAUCGGACAACGCUGAGCUUGCCCAGAUGGCAGCUGUGGCAACCAUCGAACACGACAGCGCAAUGAUGGCUGAGACAAAGCCCUUCAGCUUGAUUAGCAGUGAAAAGGUUGAUGAUAUCAAGCACCAGAUCCGGAAGGAGUGCAAGCUUGCCCCUACCGAGACUAUUGAGGAUAUCUAUCCUUGCACGACUCUCCAGGAAGGUUUCAUGGCCCUGGGUAUGAAGCAGCCUGGCUCUUACAUCCACAGAGUCGUGUACAAGCUGAUGCCAGAAAUUGAUGUUGAUCAAUUCAAGGCUUCCUGGGAGGCCACCAUCAGCCAAUGCGGAAGCUUGCGUUCGCGAGUAGCCCUUCUCGGCGGUCGAGCUCUCCAAGCUGUGAUGACGGAAGAUAUUGCUUGGGAGCAGCCUGCUCCAGGCCUGGACAUCAACGCUUAUCUCAACCGAACGCGAAGCAUCAGCAUGAGCUACGGCGAGCGCCUGAGCAGACAUGCCCUGGUACGAGACAGCAAUGGCGGCGUCUACUUUGUGUGGCUCAUUCACCACGCCGUGUUUGACGGUCUCACCAUGCGAAUCGUCCUGGACGCCCUCUACAACGCUUAUCAUGGCAAUGACGCCAAAGCCUUGCGUCCGUACUCCAACUUUAUCCGCUAUGUCGAAUCCAUUGAUUCCGCCGCGUCUACCGAGUACUGGCAAAAGCAGCUUGAUGGUGCUCAGCGCGCUCACUUCCCGCCCGCGAGACUGUCUGCCACAUCUGAAGACCGAGUCAUGAAGAGGACUAUGCCUUUCCAUAACGCGAAGACCUCUUCCGUGACCACCGCUACGAUUCUUCGUGCGGCUUGGGCUCUCCUUCUUGCGCGCUACUGCGACUCUGAUGAUGUGUGCUUUGGUACUACACUGUCGGGUCGUCAGGCUGCGGUGCCCGGAUUGAACGAGAUUCCAGGACCCAUGAUUGCGACUGUGCCUAUCCGAGUCAAGAUUGAUCGUGGCAUGACUGUGUCCUCUUUCCUCGAGAAGAUUCAGACACAAGCGGCAGACAUGGUGGCCCAUGAGCAGUACGGUCUUCAGAACAUCUCGAAACUGUCCCAGGACGCCGAGGAGGCAUGCGACUUUUCCAACCUCAUCGUCAUUCAGCCAAACAACCAUCUGACGUCCAUGGCUGAUACUGCUUCUGAUGCCAUCUUGCAGCAGGGAUCCCGCGAAAAGGCUCUCUCGGAAGAGGCUAUGCGCAAUUACUUCAACUAUCCCCUCGUUUUGCAGCCUCGCAUUGGCGAGGACAGCAUCGAGCUGGACUUGACGUAUUACGCUGAUGCCAUCACUGAGGGCCAGCUUGAGGCUCUGUGUGUUCACUACGAGCACAUUGUUCAGCAAUUGCUUGCUCCGACGGACAUGCCCCUCAGUGACCUUUCGGUAUCUGGCUCGUGGGACCUGGAAGAGGCGAUCAAGGCCAACGACGAAACACCAGAGAUUGUCGACAUGUGUCUUCAUCAGCUUAUUGAGAGACAGUCGAAGGCAAACCCCGAUGCCCCUGCUAUUCAUGCCUGGGAUAUGGAGCUGUCUUACUCGCAACUCGAUCGUGCUGCCAACCGCCUCGCUCAUCAUCUCGUCAAGUCCUGUGGCGUCAAGGAUCAGGACUUCGUCCACGUCUGCUUUGAGAAAUCGGCCUGGUUUUUCGUGUCUGUUAUUGCUGUCAAUAAGGCUGGUGCUACCUGGGUUCCCUUGGAUCCCUCGCACCCGCUGCAGAGGCAGCAACAGGUUGUCUCGCAGACAAAGGCGACGCUGGCCUUGGCUUCCCCUAGCAAUGUCGAGAUGUGUUCUGAGUUGGUCAAUACCGUCGUUGAGGUGUCUUCAGCCCUGGAUGAGAAGCUAUCUAAGACCGAAGAGAGCUCUUACGGACCAGUACGCAAUGUGUCACCAGAUAAUGCAGCCUAUGUUCUGUUUACUUCUGGAAGUACUGGAACGCCAAAGGGUCUGGUCAUGCAGCACAGGGCUGUCUGCACCUCGCAGACCGCUAUUACCAAGCGCCUGGAAAUGACCUCUAGCGUAAGGAUGCUUCAAUUUGCAUCCUUUGUCUUCGAUCUCUCUAUCGGUGAGAUUGUUGGUCCCUGGGUGGUUGGCGGCUGUCUCUGCGUUCCGUCUGAGGAAACGAGGAUGAACAACCUGGUGGACUUCAUCAACACGAUGCAAGUCAACUGGGCCUAUCUGACGCCCUCGUUUACGCGCACUUUGAACCCUGACGACGUUCCAGGCUUGGAUUUGCUGUUGUUUGCUGGCGAGGCUGUUGGCCGAGAUGUGUUUGAAGCUUGGUUUGGCAAGGUGCGGCUGAUCAAUGGUUGGGGCCCUGCCGAAACUUGUGUCUUCUCAACCCUCCACGAGUGGAAGAGCUUCGAGGAAUCUCCGUUGACGGUCGGUAAGCCGGUUGGCGGAUACUGCUGGAUUGUUGAUCCGCAUGAUCCGCAGCGAUUAGCCCCUGUCGGAACCCUUGGAGAAGUUGUCAUCCAGGGGCCGACGGUUCUUCGCGAGUAUCUGGCUGAUACUACCAAGACUGAGGCCUCGCUGGUGCGUAGCCUCCCCGAGUGGGUGCCAAACCGUACAGCUGCGCACUGGGAUCGAUUUUACAAGUCGGGUGACCUGUGUCGGUACAAUGCGGACGGCACCAUUGAGUUUGGAUCUCGUAAGGAUAGCCAGGUUAAGAUUCGAGGCCUUCGUGUCGAGCUUGGAGAAAUCGAGCAUCAUAUCCGCGAGUCUCUGGAAGGCGUCAAGCAGGUCGCUGUUGAUGUGGCAAAGGGAGAUGGUGGCGCGAUCAUCGUGUCCUACUUCUCCUUUACCGACGAAACCCGCACUGCUGGCAAGAACUCCGAGACGAGCGUCAGAGAUGUGUUCGUCCCGAUGACUCCUGAGCUCCAGAGUCAACUGACAGCCUUGGUUGGCCAGCUGAGCGUUACACUUCCUCGAUACAUGAUCCCGACGCUAUUUAUCCCCUGCCACUACAUGCCCUUUAUCACUUCGACAAAGUUGGAUAUGAAGCUCCUGCGACUGGCAAUGUCCAAUCUUGGUAAGGACGACAUUGCGAGGUAUUCCCUUGUGGAUAGCAAGAAGCGUGCUCCGGAAACGGAGAUGGAGACUCGUAUCCAGGCGAUCUGGGCGGAUCUCCUGAAGCUGUCGCCCGAGUUCAUCGGUCGAGAUGAUAGCUUUUUGAGAAUGGGCGGUGACUCUAUUGCUGCCAUCUAUUUUGUGUCUGCGGCUCGCGAUGCCGGUAUUUCCAUCGCUGUGAAGGACGUUUUCGACGACCCCCGAUUGUUCCAGGUGGCCUCCAAGGCUACCCUCCUCUCCAACGCGGGCCGUUCUUCUCAGACUGAGCCCUUUACCCUGCUUCCAGAAUCGUUGAGCAAACUCAUGCAAAGCGAUGCUAUUCGAUCUCGCUACGGCCUGGGACAGCGCCAGACGAUCGAGGACGCCUAUCCUUGCACCCCCCUCCAGGAAGGUCUCAUGGCCCUGACUGCCAAGCAACGCGGCUCAUACGUCUCGCAAUGGUUCUACCGAAUGCCUAGACAUAUCGAUACCGCCAAGUUCAAGGCUGCUUGGAACGAGGCCGUUGAGCGAAAUGCCACUCUGAGGACUCGUAUCAUGCUGGAGGAAGGUUCUGCAGUGCAAGCUGUCAUUUCGAAUGACGGCGAUUGGGAAGACACUGAGGGACUCAACCUUGAGUCCUUCAAAGACGUAAUCUCUCAGCUGGACAUUGGCUAUGGAACUCGUCUGACCAGAUUUGCUCUUGUUGAGGACCAUGAUGACACUUACUUUGUCUGGAUCAUCCACCAUGCUAUCAACGACGGCUGGAGCAUGCGCAUCGUCCUCGAUAGCGUUUACAACAGCUACUACGGUCAGAAGGUCGCCUCCCUGACGCCUUACUCCAACUUCAUCAACUACCUGAGUAAUAUAGAUGGCGAGGCAGCGGCAAACUUCUGGCGAUCGAACCUGGCUGGUGCUCAACGGCCUAUCUAUCCUGCUGCUGGCAGCUACUCAACUGCUGACAGCUCUGGAGACUCAACCCGUGUUGUCGAUCGCUUGGUGUCCUUUUCCAGCCAUGAAGACGCCUCCAUUACCAUGGCCACUAUUAUUCGAGCGGCCUGGGCAAUUGUGCUUGGCAAGCAUUGUGACGCCAGCGAUGUCUGCUAUGGCGCGACGGUUUCUGGUCGCCAGGCUGAUAUGGACGGCCUCUUGUCAACUCCCGGUGCUGUCAUUGCCACCGUCCCAAUCCGAGUCCCUUUGGAAGCUGAUCAGCCUGUGAGCCAGAUGCUGCAGGACUUGCAGGGUCACGGUCUGGAUAUGGUUCCCUAUGAGCAGUAUGGUCUGCCCAACAUCGCCAAACUGAGCCCGGAGGCCCGCGAGGCUUGUGACUUUACCUCCCUGCUGGUAAUUCAGCCCAAGGAACAGGAGAGCUCCAUCUUCAACUCCAAAAAUGGUCUGCUGCAGUCGGAUGCUGAAGAAGAUCACCUGUUGAUUGAGUCUAUGGACAAGUACUUCAACUAUCCAUUGGUCAUGCUCAGCUACAUGACAGAAGACAGCGUGAAUCAGAGGUUUAUAUAUAAGCCUGACAUGCUGUCCGAGGCUGAAGUCGAGGCCCUCUCUUAUCAGUUUGAAUACGUCGUCCAGCAGCUUCUGAGUCCUGACCAAAAGCUUAUCAGCGACAUCUCUCUUGUUGGAGAGCCCACGAGUCUCCAAGCAAACAACGAGGUUCCUGAAAUUGUCGACUCUUGUAUCCACGAGUUGGUCGAAAAACAGGCCCUCGAACGUCCCGGCGCCCCUGCUGUUGUGGGUUGGGACCGGGUUUUCACCUAUGCUGAACUCAACGAGGCCGCUAACCGGUUGGCCCAUCAUCUCACGCAGACCUUUGCCAUCAAAGCCGAUGAGCUGAUUCAUGUUUGCUUUGAAAAGUCGGCAUGGCAUUUUGUCGCGAUCCUGGCUAUUAAUAAAGCUGGUGCCGGAUGGGUUCCCCUUGAUCCGUCACAUCCUGAGCAGCGGUUGCGCCAGAUUGCCAGCCAGACCCGGGCAAGAAUCAUACUAACAUCACCGGCCAAUUUGGAUAUUUGUGCCCGUCUUGGCUUGUCUGUCAUUGAGAUCAGCCCGUUCUUUGAUCAGAAGCUUAUCAAGAGCGGCAUGAAUAGCAGCGCUGGGCCAGACGUCAAGGUGACGCCUCGUAACAUUGCUUACGUCCUCUUUACCUCCGGUUCUACUGGUACUCCUAAGGGACUGGUCAUGGAACAUGGCUCUGUAUGCACGUCACAGACCGCUAUCAGCCGGAGACUCGGAUUGACUGCCGAUGUUCGUAUGCUGCAGUUUGCAGCCUUUGUUUUCGAUCUUUCUAUCGGUGAAAUCGUUGCGCCACUGAUUUCAGGUGCUUCUUUGCACAUCCCUGACGAAAACACUCGAUUGAAUGACCUGCCCAACUUCAUCCAGAAGAAACAAAUCAAUUGGGCCUUCCUUACCCCCGCGUUCGCCCGCACUCUGAAGCCAGAAGACGUCCCUGCUCUAGACCUCUUAUUGCUAGCAGGAGAAGCCGUUAGUCGCGAUGUGUUUGAAAGCUGGUUCGGAAAGGUCAGACUUAUCAAUGGCUGGGGCCCAGCUGAGACGUGCGUUUUCUCGACUCUUCAUGAGUGGAGGUCUAUCAACGAGAGUCCCCUAACUGUCGGCCGGCCGGUCGGCGGUUUCUGCUGGAUUGUCGAUCCGGAACACCCUGACAAGCUGGCUCCCACGGGCACCGUCGGCGAGGUCGUUAUCCAAGGCCCGACCCUGCUUCGGGAAUACCUUGCAGACGCUGAGAGGACCAAGCUGUCGACCGUCUAUGACUUGCCCGCUUGGGCACCCCGCCGCGAGUUACAGCAUUGGAGCCGAUUCUACAAGUCCGGUGACUUGUGUUACUACAACCCGGAUGGUACCAUCGAAUUCUCAACUCGUAAGGAUACGCAGAUCAAGAUUCGCGGCCUUCGUGUUGAAUUGGGCGAAAUCGAGCACCACCUGCAGCUUGCCCUUGAUGACAUUCGUCAGGUCGCCGUCGACGUGUUUAAGGGUGAAAGUGGCUCAAAUCUCGUGGCCUACUUCUGCUUCAACGAGGAGAGCAAGACGGCUGAUGCUCGUGUUGCGGGUGACGAUAAGGGUCCUUUCAUGCCCAUCGAUGAAGACCUUCAAGCCCGCCUUAUUGCAGCCUCGGGUGAAUUGAGGGUUGUUCUUCCGUCCUACAUGGUGCCAACCUUCUUCAUUCCCUGUAGCUAUAUGCCAACCAGCACAUCGACCAAGCUUGACCGCAAGGAGCUGAAGCGGUAUACCGCUGCCUUAUCCGUCGAAGAGCUAUCGAAAUACUCCCUUGUCGAUGGCAAAAAGAGGGCACCCGAGACUCCGAUGGAAAGCCAGUUACAGCAGAUAUGGGCUGAAAUUUUGAACAUUCCUAUGGAGUCGGUUGGACGCGAUGACAGCUUCCUUGGCCUCGGCGGUGACUCUAUCACGGCCAUCCACUUGGUUAACGUCAUGCGGGAAGAGGGUAUCUCGUUGACCGUCAAGGACAUCUUUGAUGACCCUCGCCUGCUGUCUGUCGCCAGCAAGGCUAUAACCACCGAGGAGGUACUUGAACUCGAUGAGAUUGAGCCAUUCAGCCUCCUGGAAAAGGAGAUCCGUGAUGCUGUUCUAUCAGAGGAUCUUCGACAAGAACUCAAGCUCGCCAAGUGCCAGCUUGUCGAGGAUGCUUAUCCAUGCAGCAAGCUCCAGGAAGGCCUUAUGGUCCUUUCUGUGAAGCAGCCCGGAUCAUACGUCGCCAAGUACACCUAUCGUCUUCCUGCCCAUGUCGACCUUCAACGCUUCAAGGAGGCGUGGGAGUACACCUCGUCUGCUGUUGAAGCACUCCGAACUCGUCUUGUCAUGAUUGACGGUUCUUGUGUCCAGGUCGUCAUCAACGAGGAGAUCCCCUGGGAGACUACAAAGACGGAUGAUAUUCGAUCGGCCAUAGCAUCGGCUCAGUCUCUCCGCAUGACAUACGGCUCAUCUCUGUCGCGCUACACAAUCCUCGAGGACCAAGACGGCAGCAACUAUUUCAUGUGGGCUGUCCACCACUCUGUCCAUGAUGGUUGGUCGAUGAGGAUAGUCCUGGAGACGUUGCGGCGAGAGUAUGAGGGCCGGGCAUCGGCCCCGGUUAUGCCCUACAACGGAUUCAUUCGCUAUACCCUUGGUCUCGACCUGGAGGCCGCUGCUGAGUAUUGGAGCAGCCAGCUGGAUAACGCCAAGCGGGCCAGUUUCCCUGCUGCUGCCACUACCUCUAGCGAAACGAAGCACAUCACGCGAAUGAUGACAAAGUCUAUUCCAUUCCCUGCUUCCAUGAACCCAGCCAUCACAAAGGCCACAGUUUUGCGAGCUGCUUGGGCCGUCAUCCUAGCUCGUUACUGCGAUACAGACGAUGUCACGUUUGGGUCUACCAUUUCUGGUAGGCAGGCGGCAGUUCCAGGCCUGACCGAGAUGGCUGGUCCAGCUGUUGCCACUGUUCCCGUCCGUAUCCGUCUCGAUAAGCAGCAGCGCGUGUCCAAAUUCCUUCAAGGUGUACAGAGUCAAGCCUCUGAGAUGAUCCCCUUCGAACAAUUUGGCCUGCAGAGCAUCUCCAGGCUUGGUGCUGAUGCGAGGGAUGCGUGCGACUUUACUUCCCUGAUGCUAGUUCAACCCAUGCAGCAUCUUGCUGGCGAGGAUCUCGACAGUGUCAUGGUGCCUGCUCUUGAACAAGAGACACAAGAGGAUCAAUUGCAGAAUUACUUCUCAUACCCUCUUGUUCUGCAGGGCCAUAUCCAUGACGAUCGAGUUGAGCUCGUCUUGAUCUACGACUCUGUCGUUCUUCCAGAACCACAGCUUGUUGCCUUGUCACAUCAGUUCAAUGGCGUUGUCCAGCAGCUUCUCAGCGGCAAGGAUUGCAAGCUUGGCGAAAUCUCAGUGGCGAGCCCCUGGGAUCUCGACCUUGCACAGGCUUCCAACGGCGAUGGCCCUGAAAUCGUUGAUGAUUGUGCUCAUCUCAUAAUCGAGCGGCAAACGAAGCAGACUCCCCAUGCCCAUGCUGUACAUGCUUGGGAUGGCUCACUCACCUACAGUGAGCUUGAUCUUGCUGCCAACAGGCUCGCCAAUCUCUUGAUCCAACGUCACGGGGUCAAGGUCGGCGAUGUCGUUCAUGUGUGCUUUGAAAAGUCUCUUUGGUAUGUGGUUUCGGUCCUGGCCAUCAACAAGGCUGGAGCUGCUUGGGUGCCAAUGGACCCGGCACACCCAUUCCAACGGCUUCAACAGGUUGCCAGUCAAACUGGUGCAAAGCUCGCGCUCUCAUCUGCUAUCCACAGCCCCCUGUGCUCCAAGCUUCUGGACACGGUUGUUGAAGUGUCCUCAAACCUGGAUGAGCAGUUGAAGAGUGACGAGACCAUCAGUCAUGUCAAGCCAACCACUAAGGUGACCCCCAACGACGCUGUCUACCUGCUCUUUACUUCCGGUAGUACUGGCGUUCCUAAGGGUAUCAUUAUGGAACAUGCCUCUCUUUGCACCAGCCAGCGUGAUAUCGCAAAGAGACUCGGCCUGACUAGCAGCGUCAGAAUGCUUCAAUUCUCGUCCUUUGUCUUUGACGUUUCCGUGGGAGAAAUCAUGCUUUCCCUUAUGCAUGGUGGUUGCAUUUGCAUACCAUCUGACCACGAUCGUCUCAACAACUUGGAUGGAUUCAUCCGAGACGCCGAGGUGACCUGGGCAUUCCUGACACCAUCGUUUGCACGCACACUCCGCCCUCAAGACGUUCCAUCCCUUGAGCUCAUUGUCCUUGCCGGAGAGCCCGUCAGCCAGGACGUCUUUGACCUCUGGUUCGGUAAGGCAAGGCUUGUCAAUGGUUGGGGACCUGCUGAGACUUGCGUUCUGAGUGCUAUCCACGAAUGGAAAUCCGCAGACGAAUCGCCGUUGACCAUCGGACGUUCGGUUGGAAGCUUUGCCUGGAUUGUCGACGCAGAGAAUUCGAACCGUCUAGCCCCGGUUGGAUGUAUCGGAGAAAUCGUCAUGCAGGGGCCUACUCUCCUCCGUGAGUACUUGGCUGACCCGGCCAAGACGGCCUCAUCGACCAUGACCUCUUUGCCGAACUGGGCACCCCGCGCCAAUGACAAGAAAUGGGGUCGUUUCUAUAAGACUGGCGAUCUGGGUUUCUACAACCCUGAUGGAACGAUCCACUACUCUGGCCGCAAGGAUACACAGGUCAAGAUCCGUGGUCUUCGCGUUGAGCUUGGUGAAGUUGAGCAUCACAUUCGGAAUGCACUUGAAUCCAUCCGACAGGUUGCCGUUGAUGUGUUCCGAACAGAAACCGGAACGAACCUCGUCUCAUACAUCUGCUUUAGCAGCGAGACGAAAACUCCCGGACCAAACACCGACCCCAAUGGUGAUGACGUUUUCCUCUACAUGACUCGGAACGUCCAGAGCGAUUUGAACAUCGCCAUCAACAAGCUCAACGCCCUGCUGCCUAGCUACAUGAUCCCAACUUACUGGAUUCCUUGUGACUACAUGCCGCUGAUUUCCUCCGGCAAGUUGGACAGGGUCAAGCUCCGCAAGCAGAUGGCUGCGUUGACUCAGGAGGAGCUGGAGGCCUAUUCACUGACUGAUGCCGACAAGCGCGCUCCGGACACAGCCAUGGAAGUGCGACUGCAAAGCAUGUGGGCUGAGAUCUUGAACAUUCCCGCUCAGACCAUUGGCAAGGACGACAACUUCCUCCGUAUUGGUGGUGACUCAAUCGCUGCUAUCAGAUUGGUCUCGAUGGCUCGCGAGCGCGGCAUCACCCUCACGGUCAAUGGCAUUUUUGAAGAUCCGCGCCUGUCAUCUAUGGCUGCCACUGCCGGGGCGGCUGAUGGGGAUGAUGAGCUUCUGACUCCUAUUCCUGCUUUCUCCCUCCUGGAUGACAGCACUCGAGACCCGAUCCAGGCUCCCAGCAUCUACCAAGACUUGGGCCUGAAUGUCACACAGCGGAUCGAGGACGCAUAUCCAACCACCAAGCUCCAAGAAGGCCUCAUGGCCCUCUCCGCCAAGCAGCCCGGAUCGUACAUUGCCAAGUUCCUCUAUCGUAUUCCCAAGCACAUUGAAGUCGCUCGCUUCAAGGAUGCCUGGAGACGCACGGUUGAUGCUUGUCCCAACCUUCGCACCCGGAUCCUCCUCACCGAAGGAGGCCACAGCACGCAGCUUGUGAUUAGCCACGAUUUCGAGUGGGAUCUCGUCGAGAAUGAAGACCUUCACUCCUAUCUCCAGCUGACUCAGGACUUUGAGAUGGGUUACGGUUCGCAGCUUUCUCGGUACGCGCUGAUCAAGCACACGGAUGGCGAGACGUACUUCAUGUGGAGCGUGCAUCACGCUGUUUUCGAUGGUCUGUCUACUCAGAACGUAUUGAACAUUCUUGAGAAGGCCUAUCAAGGCAAAGACGUCCUAGAAACGCCUCCGUAUGCCCGCUUCAUCAAGUAUACCCUUGGACUGGAUGCAGAGGCUGCAGCAACAUACUGGAGAGAACAAUUACAGAGCUCUCGCAAGGCCACUUUCCCUGCGUCAAGUGAAGUAUCCAACAAGCCUGGCGCCACUCGUGUCCUUGAACGAUCCAUCGAGCUGCCCAAGAUGGCCUCAUCGGGCAUUACUCUCGCCACCGUUGUUCGGUCUGCUUGGGCCAUGGUCCUCGCACGCUACAGCGAUUCGGAAGAUGUCACCUUUGGUACAAGCAUCUCAGGCCGUCAGGCCCCAGUACCCGAGUUGAUGGACAUGGUUGGACCCAUCAUCGCAACCGUCCCUGUGAGGGUCCGCGUAGACCAAGCGCAGCUGGCUACUGACUUCCUUCAAGCUGUCCAGAGGCAGACACUCGAAAUGGUUCCCUACGAGCAGUUCGGUCUACAGAGUAUAGCCAAGGUCAGCGAAGACGCCAAGGAGGCUUGUGACUUUACUUCGCUCUUGGUGAUUCAGCCUAUGCAACACGUGUCCGACUCUGAAUCCGCCGAUUCUGUCCUUGUACACGCAGAUGGAGCGCUAAAGGAGGAGGCCGAAUCGAUGGAGAACUAUUUCUCGUACCCCCUCAUUGUCCAGGCUCAUCUGUAUGAGGACCGCAUCAACAUUGUUCUCAUCUACGACUCGACUAUCCUGGCCAAGACACAGCUAGAAGCCCUCUCUCAACAGCUUGGACAUGUUAUGUGCCAGCUUGCGGCAGCCACUGACGAGAAAUCGUUGGGAUCGGUAUCCAUUACUUCUGACUGGGAUCUGGAGCGCGCUGUUUCAUUUAACAGUGACGUUCCUGAAAUCGUUGAUGCUUGUGUGCAUGACCUUGUUGCACGUCAGGCUGAGCUUCGACCAGAUUCUGUCGCUAUAUCUGCGUGGGAUGCCGAGCUCACAUAUAGCCAGCUUAACCUCGCUGCCAAUAGACUGGCGAACCACAUCAUCACAGCCUAUGGGAUCAAGCCUAAUGACUUCAUUCACGUGUGUUUUGAGAAGUCAGCUUGGCACUUUGUUGCCAUUUUGGCUAUCAAUAAGGCUGGAGCCGCUUGGGUGCCUCUUGACUCUUCUCAUCCAGAGCAGCGUCUUCGUCAAGUGGUUAGCCAGACGAAUGCCAGGCUGGUUUUGACGUCUCCUAGCAACUCCACGCUUUGUUCCGGACUACUUGCAGACGUCCUUGAAGUCACACCAGCAUUGGACCAAAAGCUAGCUGCAACAGUUGGCUCCCAGGCUCCCAAGGUCGCUGUGACGCCUGAACAUGCUGUGUAUGCUCUGUUCACCUCCGGAUCUACCGGUACCCCUAAGGGCCUCGUUAUGCAGCACCGAGCUGUUUGCACCUCGCAGACGGCCAUUGCCAAACGGUUAGGUCUGUCAUCGGACAUUCGACAACUUCAAUUCGCUGCGUUCGUUUUCGAUCUAUCCAUUGGUGAGAUUAUCGCGCCAUUAAUCAGCGGAGCUUGCGUUUGUGUUCCUUCUGAAGACGUCCGGAUGAACAGCAUUACCGAGUACAUUCGUGACCAGCGCAUCAACUGGGCAUUCUUGACCCCUUCGUACGUUCGUACCUUACGGCCAAAGGAUGUACCUGGCCUGGAACUACUUCUUCUUGCCGGUGAAGCUGUACCUAAGGAGAUCCUUAACACAUGGUUCGGGAAAUUGCGCCUUGUCAACGGCUGGGGGCCAGCCGAGACCUGUGUCUUCAGUACCCUGCACGAAUGGAAGUCAGUCGACGAAAGUCCUCUUACCGUUGGCAAGCCAGUUGGAGGCUUCUGCUGGGUUGUCGACCCGGAGAACCCCCAUAAGCUAGCCCCUGUUGGCACUUUGGGCGAGGUUGUCAUCCAAGGUCCGACCUUACUUCGCGAGUAUCUGGCUGAUCCAGAACGUACCGCGGCUUCCUCAGCCACAGCCCCUGACUGGGCACCGCAGCCUGACUCCAAGCAUUGGGGGCGCCUUUACAAAUCUGGUGAUCUCUGCUCCUACAACCCUGAUGGAACUCUUGAGUUCUCGUCCAGAAAGGACACACAGAUCAAGAUUCGAGGCCUUCGUGUGGAGUUGGGUGAGGUGGAACACCACAUCCAAACGGCGAUGCGCGGCCUGCGCCAGAUUGCUGUUGACGUUUACAAGGGCGAGAGCGGAACGAAUCUUGUGGCUUAUCUGUGCUUUACCGACGAGACCCGAGCCUCUUCUGCUGACCACAGCCCAUUCAUGUCCGUCGACAAGAAGCUUCAGAACCAACUGAAUGCUUUGGUCGGCGAAUUGGGAGUUACGCUGCCGCGGUAUAUGAUCCCCACGCUUUACAUACCCUGUAGCUUCAUGCCGUCAAUCACGUCGACCAAGCUGGACCGCAAUGAAUUGCGCCGUCGUACCGCCAGCCUCACCCGCGAUGAACUGUCUCAAUAUUCCCUGCUGGGAGGCAACAAGAGGGCUCCGGAAACCGACGUGGAGCGCGCGCUUCAACGGAUCUGGUCCGGCAUCUUGGGCCUCUCGCCGGACGCAAUUGGCCGAGACGACAGCUUCCUCGGUCUGGGAGGUGACUCGAUUACUGCGAUACAGCUUGUUGGGGUUUGUCGUGAUCAAGGCAUUUCUCUGUCGGUCAAGGAUAUCUUCAACGACCCUCGGCUUAUCGCUGUGGCCAAGGCUGCUCAGUCGCUGAGCUCUGUUGACGAUGUCGCUAUUGAGCCUUUCGGCCUGUUGGAUGAUGAACUGCGUCGUCUCGCUACGAGUGAAACCGCCAGGGCUCAGUGCCAUCUUGCAACAGAAGCCGUCAUCGAGGACGCCUAUCCUUGCACAAAGUUCCAAGAAGGCCUUAUGGCUCUCUCCAUCAAGUCUCCUGGAUCAUAUGUUGCCAAGUAUGCCUAUCGGCUGGCGGAUGAUGUUGACAUUGAGCAGUUCAAGUCAAGCUGGAAGAAGACCGUUUCUCUCUGCCCUACCCUGCGCACACGCAUCGUGCUUCUUGGUGACCGCUGCGUGCAGUUGGUUGUCAAGGAGGAUGCAGAGUUUGUAUCAUCUACCGCUUCAAGCUUCGAGUCAGCCAUGCUUGAAGCUCGUAAUGUGCAAAUGACAUACGGCACGCCGCUGUCACAGUAUACUCUGUUCCAAGGAGAAGAUGGCUUCUACUUCAUCUGGGUUGUUCAUCAUACGGUUCACGACGGAUGGACCAUGCGUCUUGUGCUUGAAACGCUGCAGAACCUCCACCAGGGCUCGACCACCAGCUCGCUGAAGCCGUAUUCAAACUUCAUCAAGUAUGCGAUGGAUGUUGUGCAAGACCCGGCUGUCGAGAAAUACUGGUCGCAGCAGCUGGAUGGAGCAGUCCAGGCGUCCUAUCCCCCUCGCCCAAGGUCUGACAAGCAGCACAAGGCAGUUACCCGCAUGAUGACCAAGACUAUCCAAGUGCCAAACAACACUCAGUCUUCAGUUACCAUGGCGACUCUCCUGCGUGCCACCUGGGCUAUCAUCCUUGCUCGUUACUCCAACACUGACGAUAUCUGCUUUGCCACGACGGUGUCUGGCCGUCAAGCCUCUGUUUCGGACAUCUUGCAGAUACCCGGGCCUAUCGUUGCGACUAUCCCAGUGCGCGUACGACUCAAUGGCCAGCAGACUGUGCUGGAAUAUUUGGAGAGUGUGCAGCAUCAAGCUACACAGAUGAUUCCCCACGAGCAAUACGGGUUGCAAAACAUUUCCAGGAUCUCAGAAAACAUCAGCGAUGCCAUUGACUUCUCAAGUCUACUGGUCAUCCAGCCUCGAUCGCACCUGGACUCUGGCAAUGGUGACGGAAGCAAUGAGAACAUUCUUAUUCCUACCGUUGAGGACGAUGAAGCUGUAGCAGACCUUCUGCAAGAUUACUUCACGUAUCCUCUGGUUAUUCAGGGCAACCUGUUAGAUGACCAUAUCGACCUGCUCCUGACCUACGAUAGCACUGUCCUGUCCGAGGUCGAGCUCAGCCGAUUGGCUGUGCAAUUCGAACACGUUGCUCAGCAGCUCCUGGAUUCCGAUCAUGUCAAGCUGGGAGAUCUCUCGUUGGUGCCCCCGCAAGACGUUCAACAGGCCAUUGCGUGGAACACAGAAGACCCCGAGAUCGUUGAAGAUUGCAUCCACAAAUUGGUCGAACGACAAGCCAUUUCUACUCCGGAUGCCAUCGCCAUCGACUCUUGGGAUGGGAAGCUGACGUACGCCCAGUUAGACGAGGCUGCGACACGUUUAUCUCAUCACCUCAUCAAGACAUAUGAUGUCGCCCCUGAUGAUCUUGUCCUUCUCUUGUUCGGGAAAUCGUUGUGGUACAUCAUCUCGACAAUUGCCGUCAACAAGGCUGGAGCAGCCUGGGUUCCCCUUGACCCAGCUCACCCCAUGCAGCGUCUGCAGCAAGUUACCAGACAGACGAAAGCUCAGGUGAUUCUCGCGUCAUCUCUGCAAUGCGAGCUGGCUCAAGAACUGCUGAACACUGUUGUUGAAGUCAGCCAAGCCCUGGACGAUGCCCUCACCACGGCAGGCUCCACGCUCCGCACUCCAGAUGCCAUGGUUUCCUCCAGAGACAAGGCCUAUGUCCUGUUCACUUCCGGCAGCACCGGAGUGCCAAAAGGUAUCGUGAUCAGCCACGGAUCUGUCUGCACGAGUCAAACUGCUAUUUCUAGCCGUCUGGGCCUGCACAGCGGUGUUCGGAUGCUCCAGUUCUCUGCCUUCGUCUUCGAUGUCUCUGUUGGCGAGAUAUAUGGCUCGUUAAUCCGCGGCGCUUGCGUUGUUAUACCAUCCGACGAGAUUCGCAUGAAUGACCUGACCAGAUUCAUGCGGGAGAAAGAGGUCACUUGGGCAUGUUUCACCCCUUCAUUCAUCGAGACUCUUCAUCCAGCUGAUCUGGAAAAUCUGGAGCUGGUCAUCCUAGAGGGUGAACCUUCUAAGAGACAUAUACUAGAGGAAUGGUUCGGCAAGGUCAAGCUGAUCAAUGGCUGGGGCCCUGCGGAAACCUGUGUAUUCAGCAGUAUGCACGAGUGGAAGUCAGCCACCGAAAGCCCUGUUACUAUCGGCAAGCCUGUGGGCUGCUUUGCGUGGAUUGCUGAUCCCGACAAUCAUCAUCGCCUUGCUCCAAUCGGUACUGUUGGCGAGAUUGUGCUCCAGGGUCCGACACUGUUGUGCGAAUACCUCGAUGACCCUAUGCAGACGCAGGCCAGUAUCCUCAAGUCAAUCCCAAGCUGGGCUCCACGCCGCGAAUCGCAGCACUGGAACCGGUUCUACUUAACCGGCGAUCUAGGCUGCUAUAACCCUGACGGAACCCUCGCGUAUCACGGCCGGAAGGAUACUCAAGUCAAGAUUCGAGGCCUUCGCGUGGAAUUGGAUGAGGUCGAGCACCAUAUCCGCAGCCUGCUAAGUGAUGUUGUUCAUGUCACUGUGGACGUUCACAAGUCCGAGGCAGGUUCGAGUCUGGUUGCCUAUCUUGCUUACACUGAGGAGAGUGUGGACGACGAGGAUGCACUGUUCCUGCCCUUGACGAACGAGCUGCAAAAGGAUCUGGAUGCCAUGUCCAGUCAGCUUAGUGUCUUGUUGCCUCGGUAUAUGGUACCAACUCUCUAUAUCCCGUGCUCGCACAUGCCUUUCCUGUCAUCUGGGAAGACGGAUAGGGCUCAGUUACGCAGACUUACUUCCGAACUAAGCCAAGAGCAGCUCGAGGCCUAUGCGCUGGACGAUACCAAGAAGGAGGCUGCCGAAACAGAGGCUGAGUUGCGUCUUCGAGAUGUCUGGGCCAAGAUUCUGGGCCUUUCUGCUCAAUCAAUUGGUCGUCACGAUAGCUUCUUGCGUAUUGGAGGCGAUUCAAUUGCAGCCAUCCAGCUGGUCACCGCUGCCAGAGAGGCCGGCAUCAUCUUCUCAGUGAAGGAUGUCUUUGAUGACUCCCGACUUUGGAAGCUGGCUGAAUUUGCCUCAUCCAAGACGGAAUCGGAAAAGGUUGUGGAGGCCAUUGCACCAUUCAGCCUGCUUCGCACUUCCCUCAACGAGACAGCUGUAACUGCUAUUCUGCAGCAGCAAUAUGGUUUGACCGACAGUGUCGUCGUUGAGGAUGCCUAUCCCUCUACGAAGCUUCAGGAGGGUCUUAUGGCCAUCUCUGCUAAGCAGCCUGGAACAUAUGUUGCAAAGCAGGUCUACGGCCUGCCUGAGCACGUUGACCUUGAUACCUUCAAGGCAGCCUGGGAGCGAACAGUUGAGCUUUGUGUCAAUUUGAGGACGCGUCUCGUCAUCGCCGGUGAUGCAAGUGUGCAGGUGGUUAUUCGGAACGAAGAAAUCGAGUGGGAGACUUGCAAUACAACCGUGCAAGCCUACCUCUCCCAGCAGUUCAACAUGGGAUACGGUUCCCGACUGUUCCGUAACGGAAUCGUUCAUGAGCCCUCGGGGCAGAACUUCUUUGUCCUGAGCAUUCACCAUGCCAUCUUUGAUGGUUGGACGCUCCCGAUGCUUAUGGAGACACUGGACUCUGCGUAUCGCGGCGUCGAAGCUUCCGCCCUCCGCCCAUACGCUGAGUUUGUCAAGUAUAUCCUGGACAUUGAUGAGGCAGCUGCUGGUGACUACUGGCGAGGCCAACUCCAAGAUGCCAAGCGUGCCUCGUUCCCGCCGUCGGCCCCGGUUCAAUCAUCUCAGACGAUUACCAGGAUCCUUGAGAAGCCCCUCAACUUCUCUCACUCAAUCAAAUCCGGCAUCACCAAGGCAUCAGUCCUCAGGGCUGCCUGGGCCCUGGUGUUAUCCAGGUAUUCUGAUAGCGAUGAUGUGACAUUUGGUGUCAACGUUUCCGGACGUAAUGCCGCAGUUGCAGGCAUUGAAUCGAUGCCCGGCCUUGUUGUCGCCACGGUCCCGGUCCGCGUGAGACUGGACCCCGAACAAACGGUUUCCCAAUUUGUGGAAAGCAUUCAGUCUCAAUCGACUGAUAUGAUCCCUUACGAGCAGUUCGGUCUACAAGACAUCUCCAAGCUUAGCCCCGAGGCGAAGGACGCUUGCGAUUUCUCAUCCCUCAUGGUCAUCCAGCCCAUGUCUAGCAUCGCCAACAACAAGUCUGUUCUUGAGCCUCCCCCAGAGGACAAGGCUGCUGCUGAAGAGAGCUUGCAGAACUACUUCACUUACCCUCUGGUUAUCCAAGCUCACCUGCAUGAUGAUGGUGCGGUCAAUCUGCUGCUGAUUUACGAUGCGAAUGUGCUCUCCGAGGAUCAACUUCAAGCACUAUCCAUCCAGUUUGAUCAUGUGGUGCAACAAUUACUUGGCCAAGAUUCCGGGGCUAAGCUAAGGGAUGUCACCAUUGCCGGACCAUGGGAUUUGCAGCAGGCUAUGAGUUACAACGUCAAGGAGCCCGGGAUCGUCAACGCCUGUGUACACGAGCUUAUUGCUCAACAAGCGGCCCGAGAUCCCCAUCACGAGGCUAUCUACUCAAGCGAAGGCACAGUUACAUAUGCCACCUUGGAUCGUCUCUCCAGCCUCUUGGCCCACCACCUACAUGCUCAUGGAGUACGGCCUGAGUCGGUGGUUCCAUUCUGCUUCGACAAGUCUGCGUGGGCCAUCAUCGCGAUGCUCGCUAUUCUGAAGGCUGGUGGUGUUUUCCUCCCCCUUGACCCCUCACACCCGCGCAACCGUCGUGAGGCUCUGAUCGAGGAAGUCGGAGCAGAGGUCAUGAUUGUCUCUCCCUCGUCGUCUGUCACCUGCGAGGGUCUAACUCCCACCAUGGUAGAGCUGACGACUCCGCUACUUGAGCAGCUUUCAUCGACCUAUGAUGCCUUCCAGCAGAUUCAUCCCAAGCCAAAGCCUAGCAAUGCAGCCUACGUCCUUUUUACAUCAGGCUCUACCGGCAAGCCGAAAGGUGUCUUGAUGGAGCACUCGGGCUUUGCCACCAGCACCCUGGGACACGGCCGGGUGUAUAACCUUGGCCCGACUUCUCGUGUCUUCCAGUUUUCCAACUAUGUCUUUGAUGGAAGCUUGGGUGAGAUCUUCACCACGCUCUCGUUUGGCGGCACUGUUUGUGUGCCCUCUGAGACUGAAAGACUCCAAGAAGCGCCUACCUUUAUGCGCAAGUCCCGUGUUAAUACUGCCAUGUUGACGCCUUCUUUUGUUCGGACCUUUACGCCCGACCAAGUCCCGUCGCUCCAAUUGCUUGUCCUCGGUGGUGAAGCCUCGUCAAAAGAUCUCAUCGAGACUUGGUGCGACCGCCUGCGUCUUGUCAACGGCUAUGGACCAGCUGAAGCUUGCAAUUACGCGACAACGCAUGACUUCAAGCCGACUGACUCUCCUCGCACGAUUGGCCGCGGCUUCAACAGCGCAUGUUGGAUUGUUGAGCCAACCGACUACAAUAGGCUGACCCCUAUUGGAUGUGUCGGAGAGUUGAUUAUCCAAGGAAAUGCUCUUGCUCGCGGCUACAUCAACGACCCCAAGCGCACUGCAGACUCGUUUGUCACUGCUGUCGACUGUCUGCCCAGAGACAUGAUUUCCGGCCCUCACAGGUUCUACCUGACCGGCGAUCUUGUUCGGUACAACUCCACCGGCGAAAUGGAGUAUCUUGGUAGGAAGGAUACCCAGGUCAAGCUCCGCGGCCAACGUCUUGAGCUUGGCGAAAUCGAGUACCAAGUCAAGCAGUCAUUGCCUGAGAUUGAGCACGUUGCUGUCGAUGUGGUUCAUCGCGAGACCGGCGAUGCCCUUAUUGCGUUCGUCUCGUUCAAGGACACGGCUUCUUCUGCUUCAAGUGACAUACUCUCCCUUGAUGACGAGAUGCACUCUACCUUGGCCACAGUCAUGGAGCACCUGAAGAGCUCUCUUCCUGGCUACAUGGUGCCCAGCACUAUCCUUCCCUUGAAGAAGAUGCCAUUCAUUACCUCGAUGAAAGUUGAUCGGAAGAGGCUUAUUGCUGUUGCAGCUGAAUUAUCGUUGGAAGAACUUACCUCAUUCUCCCUUGUCAAGCGUGACUUUGCUCCGCCCACCACAGCCAUGGAGAAGAAGUUGGCCGACCUCUGGGCUCAAGUCCUUAAGAUUGAUGUCGGCAGCAUUGGCAAGAAUGAUAGUUUCCUUCAGAUUGGUGGUGAUUCCAUCACCUCGAUCCAUCUGGUCACGCUUGCGCAAAAGUCUGGCAUCAAUCUGACGGUAGCCGGCAUCUUUGACGACUCUAAGUUAUCAUCAAUGGCACACUCAGCUGGCGAAGGCGAUAUUGAGCCAGUUUACGAGGUGGUGCCAUUCGAUAUGGUUGCCACACACAAUCUGAGCUCUCUGAUGGAAGAAGUGCGCACCAAGUGUGGGCUGCCCGGUUCUGCGGUGAUCGAGGAUAUCUACCCUGCAACAAGCUUCCAGGAAGGCCUCAUGGCACUGGCCGUGAAGCAGCCUGGCUCCUACAUUGCCAAGCAGGUCUAUCAGCUGCCAAGGGGUGUUGACGUUGCUCGCUUCAAGGCCGCCUGGGAGACAACUGCGCGCAUGUGCAGCAACCUCCGUACUCGGAUCGUUCUUGCUGGUGAUGCCUCUGUCCAGGUCAUCUUGAAGGAUAUUGGCUCUUGGGAAGUCACUUCAAACAUGACACUCAAGUCGUAUCUUCAGGCGACUCAGAAGAUUAACAUGGACUAUGGCUCUGCGCUGAGCCGCCACGCGCUCAUUGAGCAGGCUGAUGGCAAGAACUACUUUGUAUGGUCAAUCCACCACACUGUAUUUGAUGGCUGGACGACUCGCCUGGUACUCAACACCUUGCUCUCUGCAUACAUGGGUGAACAGAUUGUCCCGCUUGAGCCGUAUGCCCGCUUCAUCAACUACGCCAUCAAUCUCAAUAUCGAUGCCGCCAAGUCCUACUGGACCGAGCAGCUGUUGGAUGCCAAGCGGGCAUUAUUCCCUGCUGUCUCCAACGAGGUUUCCCGCAACAAGACGUCAAACACUCGUGUGCUCGAGAAGGCCUUGGAUCUGCCGCAAGUGAAGCAGACCUCGAUAACCAUGGCCUCGAUCUUGCGCGCCACAUGGUCCAUCGUCCUUGCCCAAUACUGCGAUACAGACGACGUGACGUUCGGCACAACGGUAUCCGGACGACAAGCCCCUGUAUCGGGUAUCACUGAAAUGGCCGGGCCAGUUGUUGCUACUGUCCCUGUACGCGUUCGACUCGACAGAAACGCUUCGGUUCCAGAGUUUCUCAAGGGCAUCCAGACUCAGGCUUCCCAGAUGAUUCCAUUUGAACAGUUUGGUCUGCAGAAUAUUGCCAAGUUGAAUGUUGAGGCCAAGGAAGCUUGCGACUUCAGAUCACUCUUGGUCAUCCAACCAAUGAAGAAGCUGCUUGACACUGGCGAUCGCGAAGCCAUCAUGGAGCCUGUUUCAGCGACUACCCGGGAUGAGGAAGACUUUAUGCAAAACUACUUCUCUUAUCCCCUCGUCAUCCAAGGCCAUGUGUAUGAGGAAUCGGUCAAUCUGGUCCUGAUCUAUGAUGCGGACAUUCUGCCUGAGCAACAGCUGCUUGCUUUGGCUCAUCAAUUCGAGCAUGUCGCACAGCAACUUGUUGCUAAAGGCAACCGUACUACCAAGCUUGGAGACGUAUCUGUGUCUGGUGCUUGGGACCUGGAUUUCGCUCUGCGUCAGAACAGCGAGGUGCCCGAGCUCAUCGACUCUUGCUUCCACACCCUUGUUGAACAGCAAGCUGUCGUACGGCCUGAGGCUCCUGCAAUCAACGGAUGGGAUGCCAAGUUCACGUAUGCCCAGCUCAACGAGGCUGCUAACAGAUUGGCGAACCACCUUGUUGCAGAGUACGAGAUCAACAACGACGAGCUUAUCCACGUCUGCUUUGAAAAAUCUGCUUGGUUCUUCGUUGCAAUUCUAGCCAUCAACAAGGCCGGCGCAGCUUGGGUUCCCCUAGACCCCUCCCACCCAUCUCAACGCCAUCAACAGGUUGUCAACCAGACAAAGGCCCGCCUUGCCCUCGUUUCGACCUCCCACAUUUCGACUUGUGUCGACCUUGUGGACGACAUUCUAGAAGUAUCAUCCACAACCGAUGAGCUUCUUCGCAAGUCGCAGUCUUCUCGCCAUGGUCCUACUCGCAAGGUCUCGCCGUCCAACGCUGCGUAUGUACUCUUUACCUCGGGCUCAACCGGCACACCAAAGGGCCUUGUCAUGGAGCACGGAAGCGUUUGCACAUCACAAACAGCCAUUGUGAAGCGCCUGAACAUGACGCCCAGUGUCAGGAUUCUGCAAUUCGCUGCCUUUGUGUUCGAUCUGUCGAUAGGCGAAAUUGUCGCACCACUGAUUACCGGUGCAUGCAUCUGCGUGCCUUCAGAGCACGCCAGGAUGAAUGCGCUGCCUGAAUUCGUUCGGCAGAACAACGUCAACUGGGCCUAUCUCACGCCAUCAUACAUUCAAACCCUUAGCCCGAAGGACGUGCCCGGCCUUGAAUUGGUGUUGCUUGCCGGCGAAGCUGUGAGCAGGGACAUCUUGGAUGCUUGGUUUGGCAAGGUUCGUCUGGUUAAUGGCUGGGGUCCAGCUGAGACGUGUGUGUUUUCCACUCUUCAUGAGUGGCGGUCCAAGGAUGAAGAGUCUCCUCUCACGAUUGGCCGCCCCGUGGGAGGCUUCACUUGGAUUGUCGAUCCCGAAAACCCCCAGAAGCUCGCACCCAUCGGAGUUCCAGGUGAAGUUGUAAUCCAGGGACCAACAAUCCUCAGGGAGUAUCUGGAUGAUCCUGUCCGCACCUCAGACAGCACCGUUUACAGUCUCCCUCCUUGGGCUCCUAAUCGAGGAACCAAGUGGAACAGGUUCUACAAGUCUGGUGAUCUUUGCUCGUACAAUGCCGACGGAACGAUCGAGUUCAUCAGUCGCAAAGACACUCAAAUCAAGAUCCGAGGCCUUCGAGUCGAACUAGGCGAAGUCGAACACCACGUCAAGUCUGCUUUGGACGUCCGACAUGUUGCUGUCGAUGUGCUUCGAUCCAGCAAUGGUUCGAACCUGGUGGCCUACUUCUGCUUCAGUGAUCAGACGAGAAUGAAUGGUACUCGUGGAACUUCUGAUGGAAGCGGAUUGUUUGCUGAGAUGGACGACGAACUGCAAACUCGUCUUACUGCCGUGAUCGGCCAGUUGAAUAUUUCGUUGCCGCGGUAUAUGGUGCCGACUUUCUUCAUCCCUUGCCAGUACAUGCCUACCAUUACCUCCACGAAGCUGGAUAGGAACUACCUGAAACGGCAAACCGCGGCGCUCAGCCAGGAAGAGCUUACCAUGUAUUCUCUUCUACAAGGAGGGAAGAAGCGUGCACCAGAAAAAGACAUGGAGAAGCAACUCCAGUCUAUCUGGUCUCAGAUACUUUCCAUUCCAUCUGAGAGCAUUGGCCUUGACGAUAGCUUCCUUGGCCUAGGCGGCGACUCAAUCAGCGCUAUCCGCCUCGUGGCUUUAUGCCGUGAGGAGGCCGUCUCGCUUACAGCGCAGGAUAUCUUCGACGACCCACGCCUGUUUGCUGUUGCGGCACGCGCCCAGAAGAUGAACGUAGUUGUGGAAGAAUCUCUUGACAUCGCUCCCUUCUCUCUCCUCAGCGAGAAGUCCCAGGAACUGGUCAAGGCCGAUGAUGUGCGCGCUCAGUGCAACCUGUCCUGGGAAACCGUUGUCGAUGCGUACCCCUGCACUCCUCUGCAAGAAGGUCUCAUGGCCCUCUCUGUCAAGCAGCCGGGAUCGUAUAUGGCAAGAUACGUCUAUCGCAUGCCUCGAACCGUGAACAUUGCGCGGUUCAAGUGGUCCUGGGAGCGAACCGUUUCUCUCUGCGACAAUCUUCGCACCCGCAUAGUUCUCGUCGGCGGCAGAGCUACGCAGAUUGUGGUCGAUGGGCCUAUUGAUUGGGAUGUCAGCCACGACUUGGAGGCGCAUCUCUCGGCCAUGAAGUCCAUCAAGAUGACCUACGGCUCUGCCCUUUCGCAGAUCGCCCUGGUCAAACAGGACAAUGGCGACAUGUUCUUCACAUGGGCCGUCCAUCACUCUGUCUUCGACGGCUGGACAGUUCCCAUCCUGUUCAAUACCCUGCAAGCUGUCUACCAGGGCGUCAAGCCCAUCCCACCCGCUCCAUACGCUCGAUUCAUCAAAUUCACCAUGGGUAUCGACAACGACAACACUGUCCAGUACUGGAAGGAUCAGUUGCACAAUGCAAAGAAAGCCACAUUCCCUCCAGCUGCAGCCCAGUCGGGCUCAGUACAAGUGCUGGAAACAUCGAUCAACUACACACAGGCGCCUGGCUCGUCUAUCACCAGAGCCACCAUCUUGCGUGCGGCAUGGGCCCUCGUCCUAGCCCGGUACUCUGAGAGCAACGACAUCACCUUCGGCACCACGAUCUCUGGUCGACAGGCGCCUGUGGAUGAGAUCACCAACAUGGCUGGCCCAGCUGUGGCCACGGUCCCUGUGCGAGUUCGUCUUGAGAAACAGCAGACUGUAUCUGCCUUCUUACAGGGAGUUCAAAGCCAGGCCAUGAAGAUGAUUUCCUAUGAGCAGUACGGUCUGCAAAACAUCUCAAAGGUUAGCCUGGAUGCCAAGGAGGUUUGUGACUUUACGUCCUUGUUGGUCAUCCAACCCGUUGAGGACUUGGCGUACCUUGAUGAUGAUGCUCUCCUAGUCAAUGCCGGACCGGAACUCACUGGCGAGACAGAGAUGAUGCAGAACUAUUUCUCGUACCCCCUCAUUAUCCAAGGCCAUCUAUAUGAGAAUAGCAUCAAGCUGAUGCUUGUGUAUGACACUCAAGUCAUUUCGACGGGCAAGAUGGACGCAUUGUCCCACCACUUCAACGCUGCCGUUCAACAGCUCACUCGCAAUGGCAACGCCCUCCUAGACAAUGUAUCACUUGCGAGUGAGUGGGAUAUGGAGAAGGCAAUCGCCUUGAAUAGUGGCUCACCUGAUGCUAUUGAACGCUGUUUCCACGACAUGGUUGAUGAAGUCGCUUUAGUACGAGGUGACGCUCCGGCCCUUUCUGGCUGGGAUAAAUCCUUUACGUACAAGGAAAUGACUGAGGCGACGAACCGUCUUGCUCACUAUCUCGUCAAUGAUUAUGGCGUCAAAGUGGGAGAUAUCAUUCAUGUGUGCUUCGAGAAGUCGGCUUGGUUCAUUAUCGCGACUCUGGCCAUCAACAAAGCCGGUGCAGCCUGGUCAACUCUCGACACGUCUCACCCCAUCGAGCGGUACCAGAAGAUUGUCAGUCAGACAGGAUCAAAGCUGGCGCUGGCUUCCGCUGCCAACUCGUAUCGAUGUGUUGGCGUGUUGCCUCACGUUAUCGAGCUUACUCCUGAGCUUGAUGCUAGGCUUGCCAAGAACACUUCUUGGAGCGCUUGCGGACCAGCUGUUGCAGUUAUUCCCAGCGAUAUGGCUUAUAUCCUGUUCACCUCUGGAUCUACUGGUGUGCCCAAGGGUGUGGUCAUUGAGCACGCCACGCUUUGCACCAGUCAAACGUCUCUGUCACAGACUCUUGGUUUCCACGAGGAAUACAAGGUUCUUCAAUUCUCGUCUUAUUCGUUCGAUGCCGCGGUGUUUGAGAUUGAUUCAACUCUCCUGACUGGCGCUUGCCUGUACGUGCCCUCGUGGGACGAACAGAUGAAUGAGUUGGUGGGCUAUAUCCGAAAGCACACAAUUACCUGCACGCUCCUGACUCCAACUCUGGCUCGAACCCUCCGCCCCGAGGAUGUUCCGUCUCUGAAUAUGUUGAUAUUGGGUGGUGAAGCUCCCACUCGAGAUAUCCUCGAUAUCUGGUUUGGCAAAUUGAAGCUCGUCAACGGCUGGGGUCCGACCGAGGCAUGUGUUAUCGCGUGCCUCCAUUCGUGGACUUCGGUAGACGAGUCUCCCAGCGUCAUCGGUCGACCAAUUGGUGGCUCUAUAUGGGUUGUUGAUCCGGAUGAUGCCACUCGCAUGGCCCCCGUGGGAACGGUCGGAGAGAUUGCAGUUCAAGGCCGGAACUUGUUCCGUGGAUAUCUCUCUGAUCCCGUCAAAACGGCUGCUGCUACAGUGACAGGCCUUCCGGAGUGGGUUCCAAAGCGUGAUUCCUCUGCUCACUGGGAUCGCUUCUAUCUCACCGGUGAUUUGGGCUUCAUCAACGAAGCCGGUAACGUCGAGUACUGCACUCGCAAAGACACCCAGGUCAAGAUUCGAGGACAGCGACUCGAGCUUGGGGAGAUUGAGCAUCAUAUCCAAGCCAACCUCGAAGGUGUUCGACAGGUCGCCGUGGACGUCAUCAAGUCCGAUGCUGGUUCUACGCUCGUUGCUUUUGUUAGCUUCUCUGAUGCCACGGAACCAAUAGACUCUGACACAUCGGCUUUCCUGCCACUUUCCGGAGAUCUCCAAGCAACAAUCACCAGCCUGGUGGGAACUCUGGGCACUCUGAUGCCUCGAUACAUGGUGCCAAGUGCCUUUAUCCCAUGCGCUUACAUGCCCCUCGCAACGUCCACCAAGUUGGACCGCAAGAAAUUGAAAGAGCUUGCUGCCUCCCUGAGCCAGGAUGAACUGUCUAUCUACUCGCUCGCCAAUGAACAAAAGGCCGCUCCUCAGACUGCUAUGGAGAGCCGUAUCCAGGCGAUAUGGUCCCAGGUCUUAAACGUCAGCAUCGAUUCUAUCGGACGCGACGAUUCGUUCCUCCAGAUUGGUGGUGAUUCUAUCCUCGCUAUUCAGCUCGUUUCCGUUGCUCGGGAUGCCAACGUUAAGAUUACCGUUGGCGACGUGUUUGAUGAUCCCCGGUUGCUCGCUGUUGCCGCAAAGGCCACUGAACUUGACGAUAACGGCGAGGUCAUUGCUAACAUCGAGCCUUUUGGCCUUUUGGAUGAACCCUUGAAGGACCUGGUUCUGAGCCAGCGCAUCCAAGAGCAGUACAGCCUUCCAACUGAUCGCGAGAUUGAAGAUGCCUAUCCGUGCACGAAGCUCCAGGAGGGUCUCAUGGCUCUCGCCGUCAAACAGCCCGGUUCUUACAUUGCCAAGUUCCUCUACCGCCUCUCCAGCAACGUUGACGUCUCGCAUUUCAAGGCUUCUUGGGAAGAGACCGUUCGUCUCCUACCCAAUUUGCGCACCAGGAUCUUCACUGCCGGCAACAUGUCUAUUCAGGCCAUCCUCAAGGACGACAUCUCCUGGCAACCAACAGAAGGCGACUCUCUGCGAUCAUACAUGGGCUCAGCUCAGAACUUUGAGAUGACCUAUGGUUCGCCGCUGGCUCGAUAUGCCCUCAUCGAGGACAAUGGAGAUACUUAUUUCGUCCUGUCGAUGCACCACGCUGUCUUUGACGGUUGGGGCAUCAGGGUGUUGAUGAGCGUUUUCCAUUCUGUGUUCCGCAAGCAAGCCCCCGUUAUCGAGCCGUAUGUACGUUUCGUGCAGUACACCAUGGAUGUCAACAACGAUGAAGCUUCAGACUACUGGCGGUCUCAGUUCCAGGGUGCGAGACAAACCAUCUUCCCGCCCAAUGCAUCUGCAUCAGAGAGCAGGAAGAACAGCACUCAGACGGUCGAAAAGAUGAUUGAGCUGCCUAGCAUGAACAAGUCGUCUAUCACAAAGGCCACCAUGCUCCGAGCUGCCUGGGCUAUUGUCCUUUCCAGGUAUUGCGACAGUGACGAUGUUACUUUCGGCAUCACCAUCUCGGGCCGGCAGGCGCCUGUACAUGGCCUAAUCAACAUGACGGGUCCUGCUAUCGCAACUGUUCCCGUGCGUGUUGCUAUGGAUCGCAAGACGGUUGUCAAGGAUUACCUGCAGGCCAUCCAGAGCCAGGCAAAUGGCAUGGUUCCCUUUGAACAAUUCGGCCUGCAAAAUAUCUCUCGCCUUAGUGCUGAGGCUAAGGAUGCCUGCGACUUUGGCAGUCUCCUUGUCAUCCAACCCAUCCAAUCACUGGCCUACGUCGAUGAGAGUGCAGACACUGUCUUUAUCCCGCUUGACGUGGAUAAGGAGGUUACCGAUACCGUCCAGAAUUACUUCAGCUACCCCUUGGUCAUCCAAGGCCACAUGCAUGAAGACUUCAUCAACCUUGUGCUCAUCUAUGACACAGGUGUGUUAGCAGAGAGCCAGAUGGUUGCCUUGUCUCACCAAUUCGAGAAUGUCCUGAAGCAACUCGCGUCCAAGCCCGAUCUGGAGCUGGGCUCUGUAUCAAUGGCUGGUGACUGGGAUCUUGAAUUCUCCAAGAGACAGAACAGCGAGGUUCCCGAGAUCCUUGAUGUUUGUGUUCAUCAGCUUAUUGAGAAGCAAGCCGCUGCCCAGCCAGAUGCCCCUGCCGUCCUGAGCUGGGACCAUAGCUUUACGUACAAGCAGCUCAACGAAGCAUCCAACAGGCUGGCACAUCUCCUUGUCAACAAAUACCACGUCAAGCCCAACGACCUGGUUCACGUUUGCUUUGACAAGUGUGCUUGGCAUUUCGUCGCAAUAACUGCCAUCAACAAGGUUGGCGCAGCUUGGGUGCCACUUGAUCCCUCGCAUCCUGAAAUGCGACUUCGUCAAAUCGUUUCCCAGACUCGGGCCACUCUGACUCUUGUGUCUUCAUCUAAUGCAUCUCUAUGCUCUUCUCUUACUGAGAGGGUCAUAGAAGUCAAUGCAAGCCUUGAUAACGAGCUUCUGGCAGUGGAAAGCGGUGAAUAUGGCCCUUCUGUGGACGUCUCCUCGCACAGCGCCGCCUACGUGUUGUUCACGUCCGGUAGCACGGGCGUUCCAAAGGGUUUCGUUAUGGAGCACGGCUCUGUAUGUACGUCGCAGAUUGCUAUCGCCAGGAGACUUGGACUAGGACCAAACGUUCGGAUGCUGCAGUUCGCUGCAUUUGUCUUUGACUUGUCCAUCGGCGAGAUCGUUGGUCCGCUCAUCUCAGGUGCCUGCAUCUGUGUUCCUUCAGAAGACACUCGUAUAAAUGGCAUCGUUGCCUUCAUUAACGAGACGAAGGUUACUUGGGCCUACAUAACACCAUCCUUUGCCCGUACAAUCAAGCCGUCCGAAGUGCCUCACCUAGAGCUCCUGCUACUGGCUGGUGAAGCUGUCCCCCGGGAUGUUUUCGCAACUUGGUUUGGCAGCACUGUCCGCCUUAUCAAUGGCUGGGGGCCAGCCGAGACCUGCGUGUUCUCUACUCUCCACGAAUGGAAGUCUGCUGAUGAAAGUCCUCUGACAGUCGGUCGUCCGGUGGGUGGAUUCUGCUGGAUCGCUGACCCCGAGGAUCCUAGUCGACUUGCAGCAACCGGUACCCUAGGUGAAAUCCUUAUCCAAGGACCUACAAUCCUUCGGGAAUACCUCUCAGACGUCGCCAGAACGGAGGCUACGGUCAUCAAGUCCCUUCCGGAGUGGGCUCCCUUCCGCAACGAACCUGGCUGGGAUCGGAUGUAUAAGUCAGGAGAUCUUGGCUUCUACAACCCUGAUGGAACCAUUGAAUUCUCCAGUCGCAAGGAUACCCAAGUCAAGAUCCGUGGUCUGAGGGUCGAGUUAGGUGAAGUUGAACAUCACGUUCAGGUCGCUUUACCCGGCGUUAAACAAAUCGCUGUAGACGUCUUCCAGGGCGAAAACGGUACCAACCUCGUGGCCUUCUUCUCCUUCAAUGAUGAAACCCGCCAAAUCCAUGAAGCAGAUUCGUCCGGACCUUUUGAGCCGCUCGACGACAACUUGCAGGAUCGCCUUACUGCUGUCGUCGGUGAGCUUAGUGUAUCUCUGCCCCGAUACAUGAUUCCUACCCUCUUCAUCCCUUGCAAGUAUAUGCCGUCUAUCACGUCCACCAAGCUUGACCGGAACGAACUCAAGCGUCGCAGCACAGCACUUAGCCAGUCUGAACUCGCUGUGUAUUCGUUGCAGGGCGGAAAGAAGAGGGCUCCUGAGACACCAAUGGAGAGCCUCAUCCAAGCCCUUUGGUCAGACAUCUUGCACGUUCCGGCCGAUUCUAUUGGCCGUGACGACAGCUUUUUGGGCCUAGGUGGCGAUUCAAUUACUGCAAUCCACCUGGUCAGCAUUGCUCGUGAGAAGGGCAUUCAACUUGUUGUGAAGGACAUCUUUGACGAUCCUCGUCUCUUGGCCGUGUCCAGUAAAGCCAAGGAGAUGGACAUCGAGGCUCGACAAGAGCUGCUUGAGGUAUCGCCGUUCAGUCUUCUGAAUGCUGAAACUCAUGAUCUCGCUAUCGGUCCAAGUGUCAGACAGCAACUCAAUUUGCUCGAAGGCCAGACGAUUGACGAUGCGUACCCCUGUACCAAGCUUCAGGAAGGUCUCAUGGCCUUGUCAGUUACUCAACCGGGAUCCUACAUCGCGAGAUAUGUCUACCGUCUAUCCAGACAAGUCGAUGUUGCUCGCUUCAAGUCCGCCUGGGAAACCACUGUUGCUCUGCGUGAUAUCCUACGAACGCGGAUCGUCAUGAUUAACGGCACAUGCAUUCAACUGGUUGUCAAGGGUGGUGUCGUCUGGGAUCUUAUCGAUUCCGAGAGUCUGGAGGAAGCUGCCCACAAGACGCACUCUCACACCAUGACCUAUGGCUCGCAACUAUCCAGAACCUCCAUCUAUGAGACCAAGACUGGCGACAAGUACUUCCUGUGGACUGUUCAUCACGCCAUCCACGACGGCUGGUCUGUGCCUGUCAUCUUCAGCACUCUCUAUCAAGCUUAUGAAGGUCUGGAACUGGGGACUCCCAAGUCUUACUCCGGCUUCAUCCGAUACACUUUGGAGCUUGAUCAGGAGGCUGCUAGCAAUUACUGGAGAGAACAGCUGCAAGACGCCAAGCGGGCCAGUUUCCCCAAAACCGGACUCACGACAAAAUCCGCCGACAAUGAGCAGAAGAUUCAGGUCAUGUCGACUUCUCUCAGCUUCCCUUCAUCAUCCAACGAAGCUGUCACUAAGGCUAGCGUCAUGAGGGCUGCCUGGGCGGUUGUCCUUGCAAGAUACUGCGACAGUGAUGACGUCUGCUUUGGUGCCACCAUCUCUGGAAGACAGGCACCUGUGCAUGGUGUACUCGAGAUGGCCGGCCCGGCAGUUGCAACUGUGCCUGUGCGUGUGAAGCUGGACAAGGGCCAGAGCAUCCCUCAGUUCCUUCAAGUCAUCCAGAACCAAGCCCAUGAGAUGGUUCCAUAUGAGCAAUAUGGUCUACAAAGUAUUGCGAAGCUGGGAGCAGAUGCAAGAGAUGCUUGCGAUUUUACGUCUCUCUUGCUGAUCCAGCCUGUUCAGCGCCUUUCUUCGGGCGUUGCAGAUGAGGAGGGCCUCUUGGUUCCUGCUCAGUCAGAGAUCAAGGACAUGGUUCAGAACUACUACAGCUAUCCUCUCGUUAUCCAGGGUCACGUAUACGAUGACCGAGCUGAUCUCGUUUUGAUCUACGACUCAACGGUUGUUCCAGAGCCCCAGAUGACUGCUCUUUCUCACCACUUUGACAAUGUGGUGCAGCAGCUGUUGGCUGUGGAUGGCAAGUUGGGCGACAUUUCUGUUGCUGGUUCAUGGGAUCUUGAGCUUGCACAAAAGUCCAAUGGCGACGGACCCGAGAUCAUUGAGGACUGCAUCCACUCCAUCAUUGAGAGACAGGUCCAACAGAGGCCAAACUCACCUGCCGUCGAUGCUUGGGACGGACGUCUGACCUACAGCCAGCUGGAUCACGCCGCCAAUAGGCUCGCUCACCUGCUUGUUGAUGACUAUGCGGUUCAAGUUGGCGACAUUGUGCACGUCUGCUUUGAAAAGUCGAUGUGGUACAUUGUGGCUAUUCUCGCGAUCAACAAGGCCGGUGCCGCCUGGGCACCCCUCGAUUCUGCGCAUCCUUUCCAGAGACUCCAGGCUGUUGCUAAGCAAACCGGUGCCAAACUGGCCCUUGCUUCGACUGCAAACGCCGGACUCUGCAAGCAGCUUGUGGAUCGUGUGAUUGAAGUGUCGGCAGCUCUCGACGAAAAGCUCUCGUCCAACGCCGUCAGCAGCGGAAAGGGACCUCAAGUCAAUGUAUCCCCUCUAGAUGCUGCGUAUAUCCUGUUCACAUCUGGUUCCACUGGUACACCAAAGGGUAUCGUGAUGCAACAUGGAGCACUCUGCACAAGUCAAACGGACAUCAGUCGAUGGCUGGGCCUUGACCACACCGUCAGGAUGCUGCAAUUCUCAUCGUUUGUGUUCGAUGUGUCUGUCGGUGAGAUCAUGGAGCCGUUGAUGAACGGUGCCUGUGUCUGUGUUCCUUCGGACCACAUGCGUCUCAACAGCCUCGAUGUCUUUGUCCGCGAUUUCAACGUGACUUGGGCGUAUCUGACCCCGUCAUUUACGCGCACCUUGAAGCCGGAAGACUUCCCUGGACUCGAGCUUCUGUUGCUUAUCGGAGAAGCCGUCACUCAGGAUGUCCUCGAUACGUGGUUUGGUCUUCCUAACACCCGCUUCGUCAACGCUUGGGGUCCUGCAGAGACGUGCGUUUUCAGCACACUGUAUGACUGGCAGUCCAAUACUGAGUCUCCCUUGACGAUUGGACGAGCUGUUGGUGCGUAUGUGUGGGUUGUGGAUGCUGAGAAUCCCCAGCGGCUCGCUCCUACAGGCUGCUUAGGCGAAAUCGUCGUUCAAGGCCCUCCACUCCUCAGGGAAUAUCUUGCUGAUCCUUCGAAAACGGCGGCUGCUACUGUGACGGAGCUCCCUGAGUGGGCUCCCCGACGAGAAUUGACCAAAUGGAACCGCUUCUACCGGACUGGUGACCUGGGCUUCUACAGUCAUGAUGGUCUGCUUCACUAUGCCAGCCGCAAGGACACUCAAGUCAAGAUUCGUGGAUUGCGUGUUGAGUUGGGCGAAGUUGAACACCAUAUCCGAAGCUCGUUGGAUGGUGUUCGCCAGGUUGCUGUCGACGUCUUCAAGACUGAGACGGGAGCCAACUUGGUGACCUACUUCUGCUUUACCGAUGACACCAAGACUCCUGGCCCUGACACCGAUCCUGAGGGCAAAGAUGUGUUCAUGUCUAUUGACGCUGCCCUACAGGAGAAGCUGGGCAACAUGUUGAGCAAAUUGAACUCAUCACUGCCUGGGUACAUGAUUCCAACACUCUUUAUCCCUUGCGACUACAUGCCUCUCAUCUCGUCUGCCAAGUUGGACCGUGUCAAGCUUCGUCGCAUCACAGCCGAGCUCAGUCAAGAUCAACUGGAAUCCUAUUCGUUGCUUGACACCGAUAAACGGGCGCCCGAGACGGAAAUGGAGAUUCGUCUCCAGAAGCUCUGGGCUGAGAUCCUCAACUUACCGGAAUCCUCGAUUGGCCGAGACGACAACUUCCUACGAAUUGGUGGUGACUCGAUUGCUGCUAUUCGUCUUGUUUCAAUGGCCCGCGACGUCGGAAUCAGCCUGACAGUUGACGACAUCUUCAAUGACGCUCGUCUGAUUUCAAUUGCUGCCAAAGCUGUUGAUGGCGAUGUAUAUAGCUCCAUCAUGGCGCCGAUUGAUGCAUUCAGCCUCUUGUCACCCGGAACUGGAGACUUGGUUCUGCCCUCAGCUCUCCCCGAAGGGCAGGUUAUCGAAGAUGCUUACCCUUGCAGCAAGCUUCAAGAAGGUCUCAUGGCUCUCGCUGUGAAGCAACCGGGCUCAUACAUCGCCAAGUAUGUCUACAAGCUCCCAGAGCAUGUGGACGUUGUCAAGUUCAAAGCGGCUUGGGAGCGCACAGUGGAGUUGUCCAGCAUCUUGCGCACUCGCAUCAUCCAGAUCAACGGCCGUUCGAUCCAGGUUGUCAUCAAUGGUGAUGUAACCUGGGAUGAGACUGAUGGCAGCUUGCAGCCGUGCCUUGCUCGUGCUCAAUCUCUCGAGAUGGGCUACGGUGAUCGUCUUUGCCAGUACGCUCUCAUUCGAGAUGGCAACAGCACAUAUUUCAUGUGGAAUGUGCACCAUGCUGUCAUUGAUGGUCUGUCAACUCAAAACAUUCUGGCCACGCUUUUCAGGCUCUACAGCGGCAUCGACGUGUUGUCAGUUCCCCCAUUUGCGCGCUUCAUCAAGUACAUUCUCGGUCUCGAUGAAGAGGUCACAGCCAACUAUUGGAAGACGCAGCUGUCCAACGCCCGCAAGGCCAUUUUCCCGCCCUCAAAGGAUGCCUCCAAUGACAAGCCAGAGGCUACUCGAACGUUGGAGACGUCUAUUGAUCUUCCUUCCAGCAUCAAGAACUCAACCAUCACAAUGGCCACAGUUGUCCGAUCUGCCUGGGCCAUCGUGCUUGCGAGGUACUGUGAGACUGACGAUGUGACAUUUGGUACUACAAUCUCAGGUCGGCAGGCUCCUAUCCCCGAGGUCAUGGAAAUGGUCGGUCCUAUUAUUGCCACCGUGCCAGUCCGCGUCCGUAUUGAUCGCCGUCAGCUCGUCUCGGAGUUCCUCGAAGGCGUGCAGAAGCAAGCUGUGGAGAUGACGGCCUUUGAACAGUACGGCCUUCAAAAUAUCGCCAGGCUGAGUGAGGACGCGCGUGAUGCUUGUGACUUUGGCAGUCUUCUCGUGGUCCAGCCUAUGCAGCAUCUUGGUGGCGCCGGCAACGACGAUGCCAUCUUGGUCGAUGCUGCAAUUCCGGACAAUAGUUCUGCUGAGUCUCUCCGGAACUAUUUCUCUUAUCCCCUUGUCAUCCAGGCUCACUUGUACGAUGAUCAUGUCAACCUUGUGCUGGUCUACGACUCGAACGUCAUCCCAGAGGCUCGACUGGUGGCAUUAUCGCAUCACCUCAGUCAUGUUAUGACACAGUUGACCACCACUGAGCCAGCUGCCUUGGACACUGUGUCAGUCUCUUCGCCAUAUGACGUCCAGAAGGCAUUGUCAUUCAAUACUGAAGUCCCAGAGGUCAUUGACGCCUGCAUUCAUGAAUUGUUCGAACAACAGGCCAGUUUGCGUCCGCAAGCGCCAGCUAUUGCCGCUUGGGACGGCAACUUAACCUACGACGAGCUUAACAAAGCAGCUAACAAGUUGGCUCACCACCUCGUCAACGUCUAUGGUGUCAAGCCUAACGAUUUCGUACACGUUUGCUUCGAGAAAUCAGCUUGGUACAUCGUCUCGAUCCUUGCAAUCAACAAAGCUGGCGCCACUUGGGUCCCCUUGGAUCCCUCCCACCCUGAGCAACGAUGGCAGUCUAUCAUCAGCCAAACAAAGGCCACUCUUGCUCUGGUCUCGCCGGGUAGUGUUGGCCCCCUAUCACGCUUGAUCGACAAUGUUGUCGCGGUUGAUUCGAACCUCGAUAGCUUGCUUCCUGAACAUGACGCGGCACGAGGCCUCAGUGUGUCAAUCUCCCCUAGUACAGCUGCAUACGUGCUGUUUACUUCGGGUUCAACCGGCACUCCCAAGGGAUUCAUCAUCGAGCACAGGUCGAUAUGCACAAGCCAGAAGGCGUUCAACAAGAGGCUACGCUACCAUGAAAACGUGCGCGUCUUACACUUUGCGGCUACUGUUUUCGAUCUCUCGAUUGGUGAAAUCAUCAUGUCGCUUCUAAAAGGAGCGUGUCUAUGUGUUCCUUCUGAGCACACUCGAUUGAAUGGCAUCGUCGACUUUAUCCGCGACAUGAAGAUCAAUUGGCUCUAUCUCACGCCCUCUUUCUUGCGAACGAUAGAUCCAAGCCAGGUUCCCAAUGUCGAAUUGAUUCUCCUGGCAGGCGAAGCUGUGCCGCGCGAGGUUUUCGAGACCUGGUACGGACGCGUUCGUCUGUUGAACGGCUGGGGUCCAGCGGAAACAUGUGUCACGAGCGCCAUCCAUGAGUUUGAAUCUGCUGACGACUCACCGUUGACCGUCGGUCGCCCUGUGGGUGGCUUCUGCUGGAUUGUUGAUCCAGAGAACCCACAGCUUCUUGCGCCGACAGGGACCGUGGGCGAGGUCGUCAUCCAAGGACCAACAUUGCUUCGCGAGUAUUUGGAUAACCCCGAAAAGACGCAAGAGACAACAGUCUAUGAGCUACCUGACUGGGCACCCCGUCCCGAUGAGAAGAACUGGAGUAGGUUCUACAAGACGGGCGAUUUGUGCUUCUACAACCCGGAUGGCACUAUUGAGUUUUCCUCUCGUAAGGACACACAGGUCAAGAUUCGCGGUCUCCGUGUCGAGCUUGGCGAAAUCGAGUACCAUGUUCAAGCAUCGCUGGAAGGAAUCCGUCAAAUUGCUGUGGACGUCGUCAAAACCGACAACGGCUCUCACUUGGUCGCUUAUCUGUGCUUCAACGAUCAGAUGCGUCAACCUGACGAAGCUGAGGUCAACGGGCCAUUUACCCCUAUCGAUGCUGAGCUUCAAGACAAGCUCAUUGGCGCAGUCAGCAUGUUGAAUGUGACGCUCCCGAGGUAUAUGAUUCCGACAUUCUAUAUCCCGUGCAGCUACAUGCCCUACAACACAUCUGGUAAGCUGGAUCGAAGGGAGCUCAAGACGCAAACUGCUGCUCUAGGCCAGUCCGGACUGAGCAAUUUCUCACUACACGGCGUUGAUAAGCGUGCCCCCGAGACGCCGAUGGAGAUUGAGCUACAGAAGGUCUGGUCAACGGUCCUGUCUCUCCCGACCGACUCGAUUGGCCGUGAUGAUAGCUUCCUUGGCUUGGGCGGUGAUUCAAUCAUGGCUAUCCAUCUUGUCAGCGCGUGCCGCGAAGCUGGCAUCUCCCUUACCGUCAAGGACGUUUUUGAUGAUCCUCGCCUGUCCGCGGUUGCUUCUAAGGCUUCCCGCCUUGACUCUACGGAUCAAGAGACCUCCGUCGCGCCUUUCAGUUUGUUGCCCGACCGUAUCCGCGAGAUGGCGCUCAGCAACGAUGUCCGAUCACAAGUUUCAUUGUCCGCCAGCGACUCAGUGGAAGAUGCCUACCCUUGCUCAAAACUCCAGGAUGGUCUGAUGGCCUUGUCCGUCAAGCAGCGAGGCUCCUAUGUCGCACAGUAUGUGUACAAGCUGUCGACCAGUGUCGACCUCGAGAGAUUCAAGGCUGCUUGGGAGAAGACACUCCAGCUUUGUGCAAACCUUCGCACCCGUAUCGUCAUGCUUGAUGGCAUUUGCGUUCAACUACUGAUCGAUGGCCCGGCGGAAUGGGACGACCAAUCUCCAACGGACUUGAAGGCCACUGUUGAUGCGACUCGCACUGACAUGACCUACGGCUCUCGUCUUAACCGUUUUGCUCUUGUCCAGGAUCCCGAGUUUGGCAACCACUUUGUCUGGUCAUCACACCACGCCGUUCAUGACGGUUGGACCCUUAGAAUUGUCAUGAAUACUCUGUACGGAGUCUAUCUAAACCAAACGGCACCUCGUCUUCUCCCGUAUUCCGCCUUUAUCCGCUACACAGUCAACAUCAACGCGGACGAUGCCAAUGCCUUUUGGAGCGAGCAGCUGAGGAACGCGAAGCGUGCCACGUUUCCACCAAUGCCCCGUAUCGAGUCCCAUGCUAGCAUCACUCGCAUGAUGAACAAGACGAUUUCCUUCCCUCCCUCCGUCAAGACAACGACUACGAAGGCUACUAUUCUCCGUGCUGCUUGGGCCAUUCUCCUAGCCCGUUACUGUGAUUCUGACGAUAUCACGUUUGGAACCACAAUUUCUGGCCGUCAAGCUCCUGUGCCGGGCCUCACGGAAAUGCCAGGCCCAGUCGUUGCAACAGUCCCGAUUCGCGUUCGCAUUGAUGCCAGCCAGCCAGUGUCUCGCUUCCUGAGCAAGAUACAGUCACAAGCAACUGACAUGAUUGCCUAUGAACAGUUCGGUCUGCAGAACAUCAUCAAGCUGGGUGCUGACGCUAAGGAUGCCUGCGAGUUCUCUUCUCUUCUCGUCAUCCAGCCUCGAACUCACUUGGAUGCAAUUGAGAGCAAGGAAGCUUCUGAUCCCCUGAUGACGACUUCGGUGGCGGCAAAGGGCGCUGAGCAACUCAUGCAAGGCUAUUUUACGUACCCCCUUGUGAUCCAAGGCCACGUUUUUGACGACUCUAUUGAGCUCCUUUUGACGUAUGACUCGACCAUCCUGUCGGAAGUCGCCAUGGAAGCUCUUUGCCAUCAAUUUGACGUUGUCUCUAACCAGCUGGUCAAGGAAUCCAAUGACCCUCUUGGUUCCGUCGCCGUCUCUGGUGAAUGGGAUCUCGAGCAAGCAAAGAAGUGGAACGUUGAGAAUCCCGACAUCCUCGACACAUGCAUCCACAACCUCAUCGAAGAGCAAGCACGCAUCAGACCAGACGCACCGGCCAUUUGCGCUUGGAAUGGUGAGAUGAGCUACAGCCAGCUCAACUUCGCUGCUAACAAGCUUGCCCAUCACCUUCUCAACGCCGGCGUCAAGUCCGAGGACUUGGUACACGUUUGUUUUGAGAAGUCGCUGUGGUUCUUUAUCUCCAUUGUCGCAAUUAACAAGGUGGGCGCAGCUUGGGUGCCGCUUGAUUCAUCUCACCCUGAGCAGCGUCUGCGCCAAGUCGUGAGCCAGACUCGUGCCCAAUUUGCGUUGUCUUCUCCUACCAAUGCCGCUCUUUGUGGAAGCCUCGUCGACAAGGUCAUCGAAGUGUCACAAGGCCUCAUCGACAGUUUCCCGUACGAUGGUGCCAAUGGACCGGCCAUCAAGGUACCAUCAAGCAACGCUGCAUAUGUCCUCUUCACUUCGGGCAGCACAGGAACGCCAAAGGGUCUUGUUAUGCAGCACCAAGCCGUCUGUACCAGUCAAGCCGCCAUCGCUAAAAGGCUUCGCCUGACGCCUGAUGUGAGAAUUCUCCAAUUCGCCGCAUACGUCUUCGAUUUAUCGAUUGGAGAGAUCGUUGCUCCCUUAAUCCAUGGAGCUUGUGUAUGUGUGCCAUCGGAGGAGAUGAGAAUGAAUGGGCUGAAGGAAUUCAUCCGGGACGCAUCCAUCAACUGGGUAUUUUUGACGCCUUCCUUUGUUCGAACGCUGCGGCCUGAAGACGUACCCAAUCUUGAUCUACUGCUCCUUGCCGGUGAAGCCGUGGGAAGAGAUAUCCUCGACACAUGGUUCGGUAAGGUACGCUUGGUCAAUGGCUGGGGUCCUGCUGAAACGUGUGUCUUCUCCACGCUACACGAGUGGGCUUCCAUUGACGAGUCUCCAUUGACUGUUGGAACACCUGUCGGAGGUCACUGUUGGAUCGUGGACGCCGAGGACUCCAGCAAGCUGGCGCCAAUCGGCUGCUUGGGUGAAGUCGUUCUUCAGGGCCCAACGCUACUUCGUGAGUAUCUUGCUGAUCCUCAGAGGAGCAAGGAGGCCAUCAUCACCUCGUUGCCGUCAUGGGCGCCAAAGCAAGACAGUCAGCCUUGGAGCCGCUUUUACAAGUCCGGCGACUUGUGCUACUACAACCCUGACGGCACGCUCGAAUUCUAUAGCCGCAAGGAUACCCAGGUCAAGAUUCGUGGCCUCCGUGUGGAACUGGGCGAGGUUGAACACCACAUUCGUGAAUCGCUUGAAGGUGUCCGACAGGUGGCUGUAGAUGUGUUGAAGUCAGAAACAGGUACUAACCUGGUCUCAUACCUCUGCUUCAACGACGACUCUCAGCCCGUCUCGUCAGAGCUUCAAGCAAGCGAUGUCUAUCUCCCCCUUGAUGCCGACAUCCAGACUCGCAUCACGGCCAUGGUUGGCGAGCUUAGUGUGACCCUUCCACGGUAUAUGAUUCCCACGCUGUUCAUUCCUUGCAAAUUCAUGCCUGUCAUUACCUCCACCAAGUUGGACAGGAAAACACUCAAGGCAAUGACGGCGUCCCUAGACAGGGAUCAGCUAGCACACUACUCGCUGAUUGAUAGCAAGAAGAGAGCUCCCGAGACCGAGAUGGAAACCCGCCUCCAGGUCAUCUGGGCCGACAUCCUCGGUCUUCCUGUCGACUCGAUUGGCCGUGACGAUAGCUUCCUCCAGAUUGGAGGUGAUUCUAUUACUGCAAUCUACUUGGUGUCUAAGGCCCGUGAAGCCGGCAUCUCGCUUGUUGUCAAGGAUGUCUUUGAAGACUCGCGUCUGCUUGCCGUUGCUUCCAAGGCCGUCUUCUCGGAAUACGCCCAAGAGGAUCAGGAGCCCGUCGUACCCUUCAGCCUCUUGAACGAACAGACCCGUGCCCUCGUGCUUGGCGGCGAGGUUCGCAAACUGUGCGGCCUUGCUGAAGAUCAGAUCAUCGAAGAUGCUUAUCCUUGCACGUCACUGCAGGAAGGUCUGAUGGCCUUGACCGUGAAGCAACCGGGCUCGUACGUUGCCAAGUAUGUUUACAAGCUUGCGCCCUUCGUCGACGUCGAUCGCCUCAAGGCUGCGUGGAGCCGCACUGUUGAGCUCUGCGGCAACAUGAGAACGCGAAUCGUUCUGCUAAAUGGCUCGCCUGUCCAACUGCUCCUUAAGGAGGACAGCCAGUGGCAGUCACUGGAGGCCGAGACACUUGCCUCAGUUGCCACGUCUUCUCGCGACUUGAUGAUGGGCUAUGGAUCACCUCUUUGCUGGUACGGAAUUCUCGAAGAGAACGAUGCUCGAUAUCUGGUGUGGUCGGCCCAUCAUUCCAUCUACGAUGGCUGGGUGAUGCGUAUCCUGGUGACUACCCUAUACACGGUAUAUCACGGCGCGGAAGUCACGCCUUUGCAGCCCUAUUCCGGCUUCAUCAAGUACAAUAUGGAGCUGGAUAGUGCUUCUUCCGCUGAGUUUUGGCGAGAGCAAUUGUCAGGCUCCAAGAGGGCGGCAUUCCCAGCCCGACAGCCCGCUGCCACAUCAUCGUCCUCAACGCAGAUAUUCAAAUCCAGCAUCAGCAUUGGACAAGCCAAACAGAGCAGCAUCACAAAGGCCUCUAUUUUAAGGGCUGCCUGGGCUAUCGUUCUUGCGAGAUACUGCGAUACCAACGAUGUUAGCUUUGGUGCGACUGUGUCGGGUCGCCACGCUCCUGUGGCUGGUCUCGAGACCAUGCCCGGUCCUAUGAUUGCGACUGUCCCAGUUCGCGUUCACUUGGAUCGUGCUUCCACCAAGUCCCAGUUCCUUGCAAGCAUCCAAAGCCAGGCCCACGAGAUGGUUCCUUAUGAACAGUUUGGUCUUCAAAACAUCUCAAAGGUAAGCCAGGAUGCUAGGGAUACUUGCGAUUUCUCAAGCUUGCUCGUCAUCCAACCCCCUGCGACCACCAUCUCAGAAGAGGACUCCAAGACCAACAUCCUCGUCUAUGGUGACGCGGAACAGAGCCGCACGGAUGACGCUAUGCAAAACUACUUCAACUAUCCUCUCGUCAUUAUCAUGAACACCUUUGAGGAUCACAUUCUGCAGCGCUUCUUCUACAACCCAGACGUCCUGGACGAGGCUCGAGUGUCUGCUUUGUCGCAGCACAUUGGCCAUGUUGUUGAGCAGCUUCUGGCAUCAAGCGAUGAAGCCCUCGACAGCAUUGACCUCGUCAGCGACUGGGACGUGCAGCACGCUGUGGAAUCCACACGGCUGAAGCCGUCAACCGAGUCAUGUACGCAUUGGCUCAUCCGAGAUCGCAUUGAGAAGCAGCCCAGCGAUCCCGCUAUUGCUUCUUGGGAUGGCGAUCUCACAUAUGAAGAGUUGGGCGUCUUAGCAUCCCGUCUUGCGUGGAAACUUCAAGGCCUCGGCGUUGGACCCGAGUCCCUCAUUCCAUUGUGCUUCCCCAAGUCUACCUGGGCAGUUGUUGCAAUGGUUGCUAUUGAGAUGGCUGGUGGUGCCUUCGUUCCCCUUGACCCUAAGGCGCCUGUUGCUCGUCUUCGUGGUAUCAUUGAAGACACCAAGUCAACCCUGGCAGUUGCCAGCCCGUCAUGCCAGGAUGCUCUUCAUGAGAUUGGCAUCGAUGUGUUGGCCGUCGACGAGGCUCUCCUGCUGGAGUUAUCCGACCCCGUGGAGGGCAUUCAGUCAAAGGCAGGGCCAAAGGACGCAAGUGUUGUGUUGUUCACCUCAGGAUCAACCGGAAAGCCCAAGGGAAUGGUUAUCCAGCACAACAGCUUAUGCUCAUCUGGAAAUGCGUACGGCCAGGACCUCAACAUCGGACCUGGAACGCGUGUCUUCCAAUUCUCUGCCUAUACCUUCGACGUUGGUGUACUUGACUGCCUCGUUUCUCUCAUGCGGGGUGCGACGAUAUGCAUUCCUUCAGACCAUGCUCGCCUCAAUGACCUUGCUGGAGCUAUGACUGCAACCAAGGCCAAUUGGGUGUUCCUUACACCUACGGUUGCGGAUCUUCUUUCACCAGCAGAUGUUCCAUAUCUCAAGGUCCUCUGCUUGGGUGGUGAAGCCAUUAGCAAGAAGUGUGCAGACCGAUGGAUCAACUACACUGAGCUCCAUGGCUUAUACGGCCCUGCUGAGGCUUCCAUCUGUGCCUGGAACCCAAGUGUUGGCAAGUCUGGGCGGUCAACCAACCUCGGAAGACCGAUAUCAUCAGCCUUCUGGGUAGUCGAGCCCAAUAACCAUAAGCAACUUGUCCCCGUUGGUUGUAUUGGUGAGCUCUUGAUCGAAGGGCCAAUGCUCGCUCGAGGAUAUCUCAACGUCAGUGCCGACGUUGCUUCCAACUGGAUGGAUAACGUCGACUGGCUCCCGGGAAGCGACAAGAAGAGAGUCUACAGGACAGGUGACUUGGUUCGCCGCAACGCUGACGGAACGUUUGAGUUUAUGGGCCGUAAAGAUACACAAGUGAAGCUCCACGGUCAACGUGUUGAGCUUGGCGAAAUCGAGGCCCGUAUCCACGAAUUCCUCCCCAGUGACAUGGCUGCUAUCGUCGCCGUUGUCAAGGACGAACACGGCCAUGACAGCUUGCUUGCUUUCAUGUGGUACACCGAAGGGGUCGUUGCCUCUCGAUCGACCGCCCAUCUCAUGGAGGUUGUCUCAGACGAGGCGCGUGCCACCAUCUCUCAUGUUGACUCUUCCCUCGAAAUGGUGCUGCCUUCAUACAUGAUUCCAUCGUCUUAUCUGGUAUUCGAGGGCAAGCCUGAACAAACCGUCAAUGGCAAAGUUGACCGAAAAGCACUGCUGGCUCACGCUCAGAACUUAUCAACACAAGAUCGUCUGCGAUUCGCGCCUGUUGUUGGCAAGAGUGAGCCACCGAGCACCCCCAUGGAGUUCAGGCUCAGAGACCUCUGGGCUCAGGUGUUGCAGAUUGACGCUGAGUCUAUUAGCAAGAAUGAUAGCUUCCUGCGUAUUGGAGGUGACUCUAUCAGCGCAAUCCAGCUCGUCUCUUUGGCCCAGCAGAAUAACAUUGGCCUCACGGUAGCUGCCAUCUUUAACGAUCCUCGCUUAUCCCACAUGGCUGAGGCUGCCAACGUUGACGACAUCAUGCCCGUCUAUGAGACUAAGCCAUUUAGUAUCAUCCCGGCUUCGGCUAUGGAUGAGGUUCUCGCCCAAGUACGCUCUCAGUGCGACAAUCUCUCAGAGACAGCCAUCAUCGAAGAUGCUUAUCCCUGCACUCGAUUACAAGAAGGGUUGAUGAUCCUGGCUGUGAAGCAACCUGGGUCAUACGUCGCCAAGCAUGUGUAUCGCCUUUCUGAUAACAUCAACGUCGCGCGAUUCAAGCGCGCGUGGGAUCAGACCGUUGAAGCCUGUGCAGCGCUGCGGACGCGAAUCGUCCUUGUUGACGGCUCAGCUUACCAAGCCGUCAUCAAAGACUCUGUGAAAUGGCAGACAGCAUCCGACAUUCGUUCAUUCUCCAUGUCUCCGGACAACACUCAAAUGGGCUACGGCUCCCCUCUAUGCCGGUACGCGCUUAUUGAGCAGAAUGGUGAGAGGUACUUCGUUUGGAAUACUCAUCACACGGUAUAUGACGGGUGGACUUUGCCCCUGAUCAUGGGCACGCUUCACGCUUUCUACAGCGGCACUGAUGCCCCUCCACUCCUCCCCUAUUCUGGCUUCGUCAAGUAUGUGACGGAAAUGGACUCUGCGGCUGCUAGUGAGUAUUGGACUCAACAGCUUGAGGGUGCUAGGAAGACUACUUUCCCUCCUGGAGCUGAAGCCGUCAAGACCAAGAAAUCGCAGAUGUCAACCAGGGUCAUGCGCAACACGGUCCAAUUCCCACGGUCGACUAAUACGUCAAUCACGAAGGCUUCUGUCCUUCGAGCCGCCUGGGCGAUUGUGCUCGCACGGUAUAACGAUACUGACGAUGUCUGCUUCGGAUCUACAGUCUCCGGCCGCCAUGCUCCUGUACCAGGAAUCGAGCGAAUGCCUGGCCUUGCGGUCGCGACUGUCCCUGUCCGCGUCAAGCUGGAUCAGAAGCAGUCCCUGGAUGCCUUCAUGGAGGGUAUUCAGUCGCAGGCCUCUGAGAUGGUCGCAUAUGAGCAAUUCGGCAUUCAGAACAUAUCCAAAUUGAACGCCAAGGCUAAGGAGGCUUGCGAUUUCACCAGCUUGUUGGUUGUACAACCGACCCAGCACAUCACUUCGACUGGAAACGCCAGCGAAGAAGCCCUCCUUACUGCCGCAGCAACGGACGACAUUGCUGCUGACGAGAUGCUGGACAACUAUUUCAACUACCCCUUGGUCCUGCAGUGUUACGUGCUUGAUAACCAAGUCGAGCUUGUCCUCGUCUAUGACUGCGAUGUCAUUGCUGAGCAUCAACUCGUUGGCUUGUCCCACCAGUUCCAGCAUGUAGUUACCCAACUGCUUAGCCAGGAUGGUCCUCUAUCUGCUGUUUCUGUAGCAAGUGAAUGGGACCUUGAGUUUGCUCAGGCGUCCAAUCACGAUGAGCCUGCUGUUGUUGACGACUGCAUCCACAACAUGAUCGAGCAACGAGCCCUGAUGAACCCCAACGCUGAGGCCGUCAGUGCCUGGGACGCCCGCUUUACCUACGCUGAGUUGGACCGGUCUGCUAAUAUACUGGCAAACCAUCUGAUCCAAUCAAGGGGCGUUCAAGUAGGCGACUUGGUCCACGUGUGCUUCGAGAAGUCGGCUUGGUAUGUCGUAUCAAUCUUGGCCAUCAACAAAGCGGGUGCAGCUUGGAUUCCACUGGAUCCGUCACAUCCUGCCGAACGCCACCAACAAGUGGUUGGGCAAACUCGCUCCAGAUUGGCCCUCACGUCGCCCGCAAAUGCUGCCAAGUGUGCCAACCUUGUAGCCAACGUUUUGGAGGUGACGAGAGGGCUCCUCGAUGACCUGGAAACGCAAGUCAACCAUGCAAGGCCAGUCACAAGUGUCGGUCCUCAAGAUGUGGCCUAUAUACUGUUCACGUCCGGAUCGACUGGUGUUCCCAAGGGCGUUGUUAUGGAACACGGAGCUCUCUGCAGUAGCCAGACGUCCAUCAGCAAGCGACUUGGCUAUGCACCUGGUGUGCGGAUGCUUCAAUUCGCCUCGUUUGUCUUCGACGCCUGUAUUGGCGAGAUAAUCGCUCCACUGAUCUCGGGCUCCUGCGUCUGUAUCCCGUCAUGGGAGACACAGAUGAACUCACUGACCAGCUACAUCCGCGAGGAAAAUGUUACUUGGGCCAUGCUCACCCCGUCGUUUGCCCGUACCAUGGAUCCUAGCGAGGUACCUUGCUUGGAGCUCCUGAUCCUGAUCGGCGAGGCUGUCAGCCGCGACGUAUUCGAGCUGUGGUUCGGCAAGCUCCGUCUACUCAACGGUUGGGGUCCUACGGAAACGUGUGUCUUUGGUGCUCUGCACGAGUGGCAGUCCAUCGACGAAUCUCAGAUGACCAUCGGUCAACCAGUCGGUGGUUACUGCUGGAUAGUCGACCCUGAAGAUCCGCAGAGAUUAGCCCCUACAGGCACCUUUGGUGAGGUUGUUAUUCAAGGGCCUAAUCUGCUUCGCGAGUAUCUUGCCGAUGAGGUCAAGACGGCUUCAUCAACUGUUCCUGUCCUCCCAGAAUGGGCUCCCAACAGGCAUUUGCGUCAUUGGAACCGGUUCUAUAAGACAGGCGAUCUGGCGAUGUACAACCCAGAUGGAACCAUUCAGUACUACAGCCGCAAGGACACGCAGGUCAAGAUCCGAGGUUUGAGAGUGGAAUUGGGCGAAGUCGAACACCACGUACGACAGAAUCUCGACGCCGUCCAACAAGUUGCUGUGGACGUGUUCAAGACGGAUUCUGGCGUCAACCUCGUUUCGUUUGUGUGCUUCAACAACGACACCCUCCCGGCCAGCAUGACUGGCGAUAUCACCAGCAAGGACAUCAUCACGCCCUUGACGGGCGAGCUCAAGGAGAGCAUCAACAGCCUUCUGGGUCGUCUAAACGUCCUCUUACCGGGAUACAUGAUUCCUACGUUGUUCAUCCCAUUCAAGGCCAUGCCACUCGUCACAUCUGGCAAGCUUGAUAGGAAGCUUCUGUUGAAGCUUACUGCUUCGCUUGAGAAGGAGCAGCUAGAGGAAUAUGCCCUCACUGGCGGUGACAAGAGAGAGCCCGAGACUGAGUUGGAAUACCGCUUACAGGAGCUAUGGGCUACUCUGCUGAAUAUGCCAGCUUCCGCCAUUGGCCGCGAUGACAGCUUCCUGCGGAUUGGCGGUGACUCAAUUGCCGCCAUCCGCCUUGUCUCCAAGGCCCGUGAGAGCGGCAUAUCUCUCAGUGUUGAUGACAUCUUCAGUGAUCCCCGCCUCCUAGCUGUCGCAGCUAAAGCUACCGACUCAGCAGCUGAAAUCGAGGAUAUUGUCCCAAUUGAGCCGUUCAGCCUCAUUAAUGAGGCUCAACACUCCAUGGUCCUUAGCAGUUCCUCGGACUUGCACCUGUCAGCCGACAUGGAAAUCGAAGAUGCCUACCCCUGCUCAAAGCUCCAGGAGGGUCUGAUGGCUUUGGCUGUGAAGCAACCUGGCUCGUACAUUGCCAAGUACCAUUACCGCCUGCCUUCCCACAUCGACGUGGCCCGGUUCAAGCGUGCCUGGGAGAUGACUGUUGAGACGUGUGCCAACAUGCGGACUCGCAUCAUCACCGUUGGUGGGAUGACGAUUCAGACGGUCAUCAAGAACGACAUUGCUUGGGAGGAUACUACUGGUAUGACUCUCAUGUCGUAUGUACGUGCCACCCAGAAGACCGAGAUGGGCUACGGUUCUCGUCUCUGCCGUUACGCCUUGGUCGAAGAGGAGGGCCAGGAUGUCCAGUUUGUCUGGAGCAUUCACCACGCCGUCUUCGACGGUUGGACAACGCCCAUCAUCAUGAGCGCUUUACACAGCGCAUACAGAGGUCUGGAGAUGCCCAAGAUUGAGAACUACGCCAGGUUCAUCAAGUAUACGAUGGACAUCAACUACCAAGACGCCAGUGAGUAUUGGAUGAGGGAGCUUCACGACGUGAAGAAGGCUACUUUCCCGUCGUCUGUUUCCGUUGAAGCAUCGGACAAGGGCGAUGUCACAAAGUUCAUGGAGACCAGAAUCGACCUGCCCCGAAACGACGUCGGUGUCACAAAGGCCACUAUUCUUCGUGCUGCUUGGGCUGUGGUCCUUGCACGCUACUGCGAUACCGAUGAUGUUUGCUUCGGCACAACAAUUUCAGGUCGACAAGCCCCUAUUGCCGGGCUCAUGGAGAUGCCUGGUCCAGUCAUCGCGACUGUGCCAAUCCGCGUUCGAUUGGACCGACAGAAGACCGUUGACGACUUCCUUCAAGGCGUGCAAGACCAAGCUACCAAGAUGGUCGCCUACGAGCAAUUCGGCCUUCAAAGCAUCGGCAAACUGAGCGCUGACGCAAAGGACGCGUGUGACUUUUCAUCGCUCCUGGUUAUCCAGCCUCUCCAGACUCUGAUCUACAACGACGAUGACGAGCAGGCUCUACUGGCUGCUUCAGCAGCUGCGGCUGACACCAAGGACCAGGUGAUGCAGAAUUACUUCUCAUAUCCAUUGGUCAUACAAGCGCACUUGCAUGACGAUCACAUCAGCCUGGUCUUGAUCUACAACUCUAUGGCCCUUCCGGAAGCCCAACUGUUUGCCCUGUCGCAGCAGUUCAAGCACGUCGUGGAGCAGCUAGUAUUGGAACCUCAGCUUAGUCUCGGUUCUCUGUCUAUUGCCUCCGGCUGGGACGUUGCACAAUCUCUCAAAUUUAAUGCCGAAAUCCCAGAGAUUGUCGACUCUUGUGUCCAUCAGCUCAUCGAAAGGCAAGCUGAGAUCCGCCCUGACGCAAUGGCAAUAAGGGCCUGGGACGCCGAAUUGACGUAUCGAGAAUUCAACCGUGCUGCAAAUCGUCUUGCCAACUAUCUAACGGCAUCCUACGACAUCAAGCCGGAUGAGCUGAUCCAUGUCUGCUUCGAGAAGUCCGCUUGGUUCUUUGUGUCUAUCCUGGCCAUCAACAAGUCGGGUGCCGCAUGGGUGCCCCUCGACCCAUCUCACCCAGAGCAGCGACUUCGACAAGUUGUGUCUCAAACGCGAGCCAGGAUAGCACUUACUUCACCUUCGAACCGUGACCUGGUUACCGGCUUGGUUGACUCUGUUGUUACUGUGGACUCUCAGCUCGAUGUGCAACUGUCAAAGGUUGACGAGCACAGCCAAAAGGGCCCGGAAACAGCCGUGUCGUCAGACAACGCCGUUUAUGUUCUCUUCACAUCUGGAUCAACUGGUACACCCAAGGGCCUUGUUAUGCAGCACGGCUCGGUGUGUACGUCUCAGACGGCUAUUGUCAAGCGGCUAGGCCUAACCCCUGACGUCCGCAUGUUGCAAUUUGCUGCCUUUGUAUUUGACCUUUCUAUCGGAGAGAUCAUUGCACCCCUUAUCACAGGCGCCUGUCUGUGUAUACCGUCGGACCAUACGAGGAUGAAUGGCCUUACACAGUAUAUCAGGGAUACGGGCAUCAAUUGGGCGUUCCUUACACCCUCAUUCAUCCGGACAAUCAACCCUGCCGAGGUUCCCGGCCUGGAACUCGUCUUACUAGCUGGCGAGGCCGUCCCGCGGGACGUCUUGACUACCUGGUUUGGCAAGGUCCGUUUGGUCAAUGGCUGGGGGCCUGCCGAGACGUGUGUGUUUUCAACACUCCACGAGUGGCAAUCAGUUAACGAGUCACCCCUUACGGUUGGUAGGCCUGUCGGUGGUUUCUGCUGGGUUGUUGAUCCCGAAGAUCCUCAUCGCCUAGCUCCGACCGGAACGCUUGGAGAAGUCGUCAUACAGGGUCCGACGUUGCUACGAGAGUAUCUCUCUGAUCCUGAACGAACACAGGCCUCUACAGUGUAUGACCUUCCCAAGUGGGCACCUCGCCCCGACUCCAGACACUGGAACAAGUUCUACAAGUCCGGUGAUUUGUGCUAUUACAACCAGGACGGCACAAUCGAAUUUUCGACUCGUAAAGACACUCAAAUCAAAAUCCGUGGCUUACGGGUAGAGCUUGGAGAGGUCCAGCACCAUAUCCAACAGGCACUGCCUUCGGCCAGGCAGGUCGCCGUGGACGUGUACAGGGGCGAAAACGGUACGAACCUGGUCGCCUAUCUGUGCUUCAGCGAUGACACCCGCACGGCUGGCAUCAGCGGCGGUGCAUCUGACGGCCCAUUCUUGCCGCUCAGCGAAGAUUUGCAGUCGACGUUGGCGGCCGUUGUUGGGCAGCUCAGCAUCUCGUUGCCCCGGUAUAUGAUUCCGACCAUGUUCAUCCCCUGCAGCUACAUGCCCUUCAUCACCUCAACAAAGCUUGACCGUAAUGAGCUGAAGAAGCUCACAAGCUCACUGGACAAGGCCCAGAUCGCCCAGUACUCACUCCUUGGCGGCAAGAAACGCUCGCCAGAAACGCCAAUGGAAGUGUUCCUGCAGAAGCUUUGGUCCGAGCUACUUGGUGUGCCGGUUGAGUCCAUCGGUCGUGAUGAUAGCUUCCUGGGGCUUGGUGGUGAUUCCAUUACUGCCAUCCACAUGGUCAGCGCUGCCAGAGAAUCCGGCGUCUCGCUUGCAGUCAAGGAAAUCUUUGACGAUCCGCGCUUAUCGGCCGUUGCAAGCAAGGCUCGCGAGAUUGAGCAAGAUGAGCAGACUUCACUCGUCGACGCUACUCCCUUCUAUCUGGUAGACGAAUCUAUCCGCCAGCUGGCCAUUGGCGAUGAAGUUCGACAACUCUGUGACCUGACAAACAACGAAGAAGUCGAAGAUGCCUAUCCGGUAACCAUGUUCCAGGAGGGCCUCAUGGCUCUGUCAGCGAAGCAGCCGGGCUCCUACAUUGCCAAGUAUGCCUAUAGAUUGUCUGAGCACGUUGAUGUUGCUCGCUUCAAGGCCGCUUGGGAGACUACUGUUUCAUUGUGCCCGACUCUGCGCACCCGACUCGUCCUUCUGAAUGGCAAAUGCACGCAGGUAGUCGUCAAGGGGGAAACCGGGUGGCAGUCUCAGGAACACACGGAUGUUCACGCUGCUAUUCAAGACGCUCAGACGGCUGAAAUGACCUACGGCUCUCAUCUUUCUCAAGCUAUCAUGGUCAACGAUGCAAGCAACGGAAACAACUACUUCAUCUGGACAGUUCACCAUGCGGUUCACGAUGGCUGGACGGUCCGUCUCAUCAUGACCACUUUGCAGAAUGCCUAUAACAACCUCGAGGUACCUGAUCUGAAACCGUAUUCCGGCUUCAUUCAGUACCUGGGAUCUAUCAAGGCUGAUGACACCAUCAACUUCUGGACUCAGCAGCUACAAGGUGCCAGCAAGGCGUCUUAUCCGCCAUCCAAGCCAGCAUCCGCACCUGAGUCGGUCACUCGACUCAUCACCAAGACAAUCCAAGCCAGCUCCUCGGCCAAUGCUGCCAUCACAAAGGCCACCAUCAUGCGGGCGACCUGGGCUAUACUGUUAGCCCGCUACUGCGAUACCGACGAUGUCACUUUAGGUACGUCCAUCUCUGGCCGACAGGCUCCAGUGUCUGGCCUCAUGGACAUGCCCGGCCCUGUGGUUGCGACUGUUCCCGUACGAGUCCGUCUGGACCGAAGUCAGACAAUCAGCAAGUACCUCCAGGCCAUCCAGAGUCAGGCCCACGAGAUGGUGCCAUACGAGCAGUAUGGCUUGACAAACAUUGGCAAGAUCAACUCUGACUUCAGAGAUGUCUGUGACUUUACGAGCUUGCUGGUUGUUCAGCCUCGAACGCACUUGGAUUCUCGAAGCAAGGGCACGUCUACUGAGUCUGACGCUUCGUCGGCCGCUCUGCUUCUGCCUGCCAAUGUCGAAGGCGGUUCGGUCGAGGACUUGAUGCAAGGUUACUUUUCGUAUCCCCUUGUUAUACAAGGCCACCUGAUGAGUGACUCCAUUGAGCUGGUCAUUACCUAUGACUCUUCCGUCCUCUCCGAGGCAUCCAUGGAAGCCAUGUGUCAUCAGUUUGAGCAUGUGGCUUCGCAACUCUUUGCGGACGAGGGACGUACAUUGGGCGACUUGACGGUUGCUUCCUCCUGGGAUCUCGAACGCGCGAGAGCCUUUAACUCUGAAGCCCCAAUGGUCAUGGAUACUUGCAUCCAUCACCUCAUUGAAGCUCAAGUCAGAAAAACUCCUGAUCUGCCAGCGGUCUGGGCCUGGGAUGGGCAGUUGACCUACCGCCAGCUUAACGAAGCGGCCAACCGGUUAGCCCACUAUCUCAUCAACGAGCACAAUGUCCAGGUUGAAGAUCUUGUCCACGUCUGCUUCGAAAAAUCUGUUUGGCACUGGGUCUCUGUGCUUGCCAUCAACAAGGCUGGGGCCGUAUGGGUUCCUCUGGACCCAUCACACCCUGAGCAGCGCCUUCGCCAGGUUGCCUCUCAGACUCAGUCCACGCUGGCUCUGACAUCGGAUACUACGAAGAGCCUCCUGUCUCAUAUUAUUGAUCGGGUGGUCGAAGUCUCUCCUGCAUUGUUCGAGCAGAUUGAUGUCCGACUCGGUGAAAAGGAGCCUCAGGUCUCGGUCUCAGCCAGCAAUGCUGCGUACAUUCUCUUCACCUCUGGAUCCACGGGUACGCCCAAGGGUCUGGUCAUGACACACGGUGCUUUGACAACCAGUCAGACCGCCAUCAAGAAGCGAAUGGGCACCGGCACUCAUACCAGAGCCCUCCAGUUUGCUUCGUACGUGUUUGACAUGUCUGUCGGCGAAGGCUUCGUACAGCUUAUUUCUGGCGCCUGCAUUUUCAUUCCAUCGGAGCACACCAGAAUGAAUGGCCUGAAGCAGUUCAUCACCGAACACAGAAUCAACUCUCUGUGGCUGACCCCGUCCUUUAUCCGGACUCUCAGUCCAGAGCAAGUGCCAACGGUUGACUUUGUGUUCUUGGCUGGUGAAGCUAUUCCACGCGACGUGUUCACCACUUGGUGUACCAAGGUCCGCUUGUGGAACGGUUGGGGCCCUGCUGAGACUUGCGUCGUCAGCUCCUUGCACGAGUUUACAAGCCUUGAUGAGUCGCCAUUGACAAUUGGUCGUCCUAUUGGAGGGUACUGCUGGAUUGUUGACCCUACGGACCAUACGAAGCUUGCCCCUAUCGGCACAAUGGGCGAGGUCGUCAUCCAAAGUCCCACGAUUCUGAGGGAAUACCUUGCCGACGUCGAGCGCACCAAGGCCUCUACGGUAUAUGAGCUACCUGAGUGGGCGCCAUACCGAGACCAGGCUCCUUGGUCACGAUUCUUCAAGUCCGGCGAUCUGGCGUCAUAUAACCCUGACGGUACACUCGAAUUCGCUAGCCGAAAGGAUACCCAAGUCAAGAUUCGCGGUCUGCGUGUUGAGCUUGGAGAAAUCGAGCAUCACGUCCGCAGCAGCCUCACAGACGCUCGUCAAGUUGCUGUUGAUGUUUUCAGGACCGAUGCCGGCACAAGACUCAUUGCGUACUUCUGCUACUCUGAUGUGACGCGCACUGCCGGCAAUUCUCAGCCGGAUAACGAUGACAUCUUCCUGCCUGUGACGGAAGACCUUCAGAGACAGCUCACCAGCAUGGUCAGCCAGCUGCAUGUCACGCUGCCUCGGUACAUGGUGCCCUCGCUCUUCAUUCCAUGCCGUUACAUGCCUUUCAUUACGUCCACCAAGCUUGACAGGAACCGGUUGAAGAAGCUUGUUUCCGAGCUCAGCCAAGAAGACCAUGCGGCGUACUCGUUAAGCAACGGCGUCAAGCGCAUGCCUGACACUGAGAUGGAGGCCCGUAUGCAGGAGCUUUGGUCCGUCGUGUUGCACAUGCCCAAGGAAGAGAUUGGCUGCGAUGAAAGCUUCCUGCAAAUCGGUGGUGAUUCUAUUACUGCCAUCCAGCUCGUUACCAACGCUCGUGAGGCUGGUAUCUCAAUUGCUGUCAAGGAUAUCUUUGACGACCCUCGCCUUUCGAAGCUUGCCCUGGUGGCUGCAGCCAACUCUGAUCAGAGCAAUGCGUCCACGAUAGUCGAACCCUUCAGCCUCCUGGGAGACUCCCUUACUAAGGAACUGGUCACAGAAGCUGCCAAGGAGCAAUGCAACCUCGCCGGGGAUGACCUGCUUGAUGAUGCCUAUCCUUGCACAAAGCUACAGGAAGGUCUCAUGGCCCUUGCAAUCAAGCAACCCGGAUCUUACAUUGCCAAGUAUGUGUAUCAAAUUCCCGACCACGUCGAUGUUUCCAGAUUCCGCAAGGCCUGGGAGCGUACCGUCCAGAGCUGUGCCAACCUUCGCACACGCAUGGUGCUUGUCAACGGCAUUACCGUCCAAGUUCUGCUGAAGGACGACAUUGAGUGGGAUAACACCGACGAUACUUCGCUCGAGACUUAUGCUCGCUCAACGCUCCACAUAGAGAUGGGUUUUGCCCAGCGUCUGUGUCGCUAUGCCCUCAUUGAAGAAGAGACUGGUAACUACUUUGCUUUCAGCAUCCAUCAUACCAUCUUUGAUGGUUGGUCUCUUCCGCUGGUGAUGGGUACCUUGUCUGCGGCCUACUACGAUCUUGAGCUUCCUUCUCUGCAGUCAUAUGCAGCAUUCGUCAAGUACACCAUGGAACUCGAUCACGGCGUCGCUUCCGACUACUGGGAGAAGCAGCUCAAGGGUGCCAAACGCGCAAGUUUCCCGGCGCCGAGCGAUAAGUCAGGGUCUUCUCAGACGCGUGUGGCGAACAAGACCAUUGGCUUCCCCAAGUCAAAGACGUCCAUCACAAAGGCCUCUAUUCUGCGCGCCGCUUGGGCCAUCGUAUUGGCCCGCUACUCUGACAGUGAUGAUGUCUGCUUCGGCACCACAGUCUCUGGUCGCAAUGCCAAUGUGGCUGGUCUUGAGGCUAUGCCUGGUCUUGUGGUCGCCACCGUUCCUGUUCGUAUUCAUGUUGACAAGCAGAAGCCUCUUUCUGGAUUCCUGCAAGAUGUUCAGAAGCAGGCCAAUGACAUGGUUGAUUUCGAACAAUUUGGUAUCCAGAAUAUCUCCAGACUUGGCUCCGACGCAAAGGACGCUUGCGACUUCACCUCUCUCCUGGCUAUCCAACCUGUCCAGCAUAUGAGUGCAGACAGCGGCAAUCCUGCUGACCAGGGUGCUAUUGUCAUUCCCGCUGCCUCGCCCCAUGUUAAUGCUGAGGACAUGCUGCAGAACUAUUUCUCUUACCCCUUGGUUAUUCAGUGCCACCUCAUGGAUGACCAUGUGAAUCUGGUCCUCGUCUACGACACUGAUGUCCUUGAAGAGACACAGCUGAACGCGCUCAUGCAGCAGUUCGACCAUGUUGUCCAGCAACUGAGUGCCCAGGGUAAUGAGCCAUUGGGCGACGUCAGUAUCUCAGGGCCUUGGGAUCUUGAACAAGCUCUGCAGCUGAAUAGCAGGAAACCCGACUUUGUCCACACUUGUCUUCACGACAUCUUCUCAAAGCAUGCGCUGAGUUCUCCUCACCACGAGGCUAUUUACUCGUCCGAAGGCAGCCUUACCUAUGGUGAACUUGACCACCUGACCGAUAUCCUCGCCACGCAUCUGAGCUCUCUAGGUGCCGGCCCCGAGACAGUGGUGCCCUUCUGCUUCGAGAAAUCGAUGUGGGCGGUGGUUGCCAUCCUAGCAAUUCUUAAGGCUGGCGCCGCGUUUGUGCCCCUUGAUCCUUCGCAUCCAACCAGCCGUCGCGAGGCUUUGGUCAAGGAAGUCAGUGCUCGCGUGCUUGUGGCUUCUUCUAGCGCUAUCGCCUCAUGCAAAGGAAUGUUUGAGCACGUUGUUGAGCUGUCACCCAGUGUUAUGGCUAAGCUGGCCGCUUCUGUAACGCCUAGGAUCCUGCCAAAGGUUGGACCGAGGAACACGGCAUAUGUCCUGUUCACCUCCGGUUCGACGGGCAAGCCCAAGGGCGUUGUUAUGCAGCAUGGCUCAUUCAGCUCUACUACUAUUGGAUAUGGCAAGGUGUAUAACCUGUCACCGUUGUCGAGAGUGUUCCAGUUCUCCAACUAUAUCUUUGAUGGUAGCUUGGGCGAGAUCUUUGGUCCGUUGGCCUUUGGUGGAACAAUCUGCAUCCCCAGUGAGGACGAACGCCUCGGUAGUGCCCCUGCCUUCAUGAGCACGUCAAAGGUCAACACAGCCAUGUUGACCCCGUCCUUUGUGCGAACCUUUACGCCUGACCAGGUGCCGCAUCUGACGACCCUUGUUCUUGGCGGCGAAGCUGCUUCCAAGAGCACCUUGGAGAUGUGGGUUAACCGCGUCACUUUGUACAACGGAUACGGACCAGCUGAAGCUUGCAACUACGCGACUACACACGUCUUCAAGUCAAGUUCCGAGUCUCCUCGUAUCAUCGGAUCCGGAUUCAACGGUGCUUGUUGGGUCGUUGAACCUGAUAACCACAACAUCCUUGCCCCUAUAGGUUGCACAGGAGAGCUGGUUCUGCAAGGCCACGCUCUGGCUCGCGGCUAUCUCAAUGACAAGGCGAAGACAGAGCAAUCGUUUGUUAGCGACAUUAGUUCUCUUCCAUCAUCUUCGCUGCAUGAGCCUAAGCGAUUCUACCUCACAGGAGACUUGGUCCGCUACAAUUCAAACGGUAAGCUCGAAUACCUGGGACGAAAGGACUCUCAGGUCAAAUUGCGUGGUCAGCGUCUAGAACUGGGUGAAAUCGAAUACAACAUCACUCAGUCACUCAAGAGCGUGCGAGACGUCGCUGUUGAUGUCAUUCACAAAGACACCGGUGACUUGCUAGUCGCGUUCAUUUCGUUCUCUGGCAACGCGGACGCUCAGUGGGAUUCGGAUAACCUGCUUCUGAACCUCCUUGCUGCUGAUGAGUCCAUGAGAUCCCUGCUUGAUGGUUUGAGAGAGGGCUUGAAGGCCUCUCUACCAGGCUACAUGGCUGUGCUCCCCGCUUUCAUGAUGCCCAGUCUUGUCUUGCCGGUCCGAAACAUGCCCUUCAUCACAUCGAUGAAGCUCGACAGGAAACAACUGCGAACUCUCGCAAGCUCUCUGUCUCCUGAGGAGCUCGCCACUUUUGCUCCCAGCAAGGCAGACAAGGUUGAGCCGACCACUGACAUGGAACUCAAGCUGCGCGACCUUUGGGCCCAGAUCCUUGGGAUCCCGGCGGAAGAGAUUGGCAAGAACGAUAGCUUCCUACAAAUCGGAGGUGACUCCAUCUCAGCCAUCCACUUGGUGACUCUGGCUCAAGAAACGGGCAUCUCACUCACCGUGGCCACCAUCUUUGCCGACCCGAGACUGUCCUCAGUUGCUGCAUCGGCCCAUCUCGGCGGUAUCAGUGAUGCCUACGAGGCUGAGCCCUUCAGUCUGAUCCAGCAUUCUGAGAGCGAUGCCAUCACUCGUGAGAUUGAGCAGCAGUGCAAACUCUCUGCUGGCCAGUCGAUCGAGGAUGCUUACCCAACAACCAAGCUGCAGGAAGGUCUCAUGGCCUUGUCCGUCAAGCAGCCCGGCUCUUACACAGCUCGCUACGUGUACCGCCUUCCUGAUCACGUCGAUGUUGAGCGAUUCAAGGCGGCUUGGGACAAGACAGUUGAGGUUUGCCACAACCUUCGAACAUCCAUUGUUCUUGUUGGCUACACCGCUAUCCAAGCCGUCAUCAAGGACACUUCAAGGUCGCUGUGGGAGCCUGCCACGGGCGUUUCGCUGCAGUCCUACAUGAAGAAGGCGAUUGGAUCCUUCAACAUGGGCUAUGGCUCUCGUCUCUGCCGCUAUGCUCUGAUUGAAGAUGGCGGCAGCACUUAUUUCGCCUGGCACAUUCACCACUCGGUGUAUGACGGUUGGACGCACCCGCUCAUCAUGGGCUCGCUCUACGCCGCUUACUUUGGCACCGAAAUGCCUCCUCUACGGCCUUUCGCCCGCUUCGUAAAAUACACGACGAGCAUCGACCAACACGAGGCCGCAGAGUACUGGAGACGCCAACUUCACGACGCCAGGCCGGCUUCGUUCCCUGCCGUUGACCAGCAGUUGACUGCUUCGAAGAGCAAGGCUGAUGUGACCCGAAUCUUGAGAAAGGCUGUCGACUUCCCUCGCCUGACCAACUCAUCCAUCACCAAGGCCACAAUCAUGAGGGCAGCUUGGUCUAUUGUCUUGGCUCAAUACUGCGGUGUUGACGACGUGUGCUUCGGGACUACACUCUCGGGCCGUCACGCACCAGUUCCAGGAUUGGAUUCUAUGCCUGGUCCUAUGCUUGCUACCGUUCCUGUCCGAAUCCGUUUGGCUCAAGAUCAGCCAGCAUCGCGGUUCCUGCAAGACGUCCAGAUUCAGGCCGCAGAGAUGGUUGCCUAUGAGCAGUUUGGCCUCCAGAAUAUCGCAGCUCUAAGCCCUGACGCCAAACAAGCAUGCGACUUUUCGAGCUUGCUGGUCAUCCAACCUGCCCAACAGCAGAUUUCCGACGACAAGGCCGUGUCUGAAACGGACAUGAUCCUAUUGCCCGGCGACUCUGAAAACUCUGCUGAAGAAUCGAUGCAGAACUUUGCCAAUUAUCCCUUGGUCCUUCAAAUUGCCAUCAUGGACAGCCAUGUCGAGCUGCUGCUGAUUUACGACACCAAUGCUCUGACCGAAUUCCAGGCUACAGCCAUUUCUGAGCAGUUUGGCAACGUUGCAAGACAACUCGUUGCCCAAGAUGAGACUUUGAUUGGUGAUGUCAAGGUAGCUGGUUCAUGGGACCUGCAGAAGCAGCUGGAAUGGAACCACGAAAUCUAUGGUCCUUCAGAAACCACUCUGCACGAUCUCUUCUCGAAGCAAGUUGCUCGCAGACCUGCUCACCAAGCUUUGUACAGCAGCGAAGGAAGCAUGACAUACAGCAAGCUGGAUCGACUGACAACUCAGCUUGCAGUCUACCUCAGCAGUCUUGGUGUUCGACCCGAAACCAUCGUGCCUUUCUGCUUCGACAAGUCCAUCUGGGCCAUUGUCGCGAUGAUUGGUAUUCUCAAGGCCGGUGGUGUUUUCAUGCCCUUGGACCCGUCCUACCCAGCAAGCCGCCGCCAGGCCUUGAUAGACGAGGUCAACGCCCAGUUCAUGAUUGUGUCACCCACAACCGCCCCUGACUCUCAAGGCAUGGUUCAAAACAUGAUUGAGCUCUCGCCAUCUCUGAUUGCCUUCUUCUCUACAAUCGACACCGGCGACCAAUCGUUUAUCAAGUCAGGUCCCAACAAUGCCGCCUAUGUCUUGUUUACAUCAGGUUCAACUGGCAAGCCAAAGGGCGUCGUCAUUGACCACAAGGCCAUUUCCGCAGCCCUCCUCCGACAACGCGAGGCCUUUUCAUUCAACGACGACACAAGGACGCUGCAAUUCGCCAACUUCGUCUUCGACGCUUGUAUCGCCGAGAUCUUCUCCGCGCUGGUGGCCGGUGCUACCGUUUGCGUGCCCACAGAGCACGAACGUGUUCACAACACUGCAGCUUUCAUCCGUGAGGCUCGCAUCAACCACGCCUUCCUGACUCCGACCUUUAUCAAGACUCUCUCUCCGGAGCAGAUUCCCGGUAUGAAGACUGUCAUUCUUAUGGGUGAAGCGCCCUCUCAAGAAAUCAUCGACACCUGGGCCGACGAGAUCGACCUUCACAACGGCUAUGGCCCAGCAGAGGGCUGCGUUGGUUCGACCAACAACACGUAUUCGUCGUCGAUCAAGGUAUCAGUCACCAACGUGGGUCGUAGCUUUACCCACGGACUCUGGAUUGUCGACCCUGAUAACCACAACCGCCUCAUGCCCAUCGGCUGCGUUGGUGAGUUGCUGCUCCAGGGUUCGUCUCUGGCACGCGGCUACAUCAACGACGAGGAAAAGUCAAGACAGUCUUUCAUCGAUCAAGUCGAGUGGCUACCAGCGAAUGUCAAUGUUGGUGAACGCCGCUUCUACAAGACUGGUGACUUGGUUCGCUACACUCCAGAUGGAUCGAUCGAGUACGUCAGCCGAAAGGACACGCAAGUCAAGAUCCGCGGCCAGCGUAUCGAGCUUGGCGAGAUCGAAUACCACGUCAAACGCUCCAACGCUUCUAUUGAGCACGUUGUUGUCGACAUUACUCGACAGGCCGGCCGCGAGUCUCUUCUCGCCUUUGUGUGCUUCAGCUCGCAUCAAGAGACGGAGAGUGCUUCCAAGGAGACUCGCCUCACGGAGCUCACCAGCGAACUCCGCGAGACGCUGUCUGACAUUGCUACAACUAUCGCAUCGACGCUCCCUAGCCACAUGGUGCCCAAGUAUCUCAUCCCUGUCGACCACAUGCCUCACAACGCUGCCGGCAAGUUAGACCGAAAGAUGCUUCUCGCAUCCAUUGCCAACCUUACGCCGGAUGAUCUUUCGAAAUACCUCGCUGGCCAGCGUCUGCCCUUCCGUGACUGCUCUACCGACGUCGAGUUCUGGCUCCGUAACCAGUGGGCGUCUACGCUUGAUCUUCCUGCAGAGACCAUCGGAAUGGAUGACAACUUCUACAGUCUGGGCGGUGAUUCUAUCCGCAUUGUCACCAUUUCCAAGGCUAUCCUUAGCCAGUAUGAUGUCUCACUCGGCAUGUCCCUUCUCAACUCGAAGCAUACCACGAUUGCAAACAUGGCCAAGCACAUCGACAGCGAACGCAGUGGGCAAGACGGCGCAGAACUUGGAGUCGUCGAUAUCAACGGCGAGAUCUCAUCUCUCUCACGCUCGAUCCUGGCUUCUGGUGAUCUUAACGUCGUUUCCCACUCUAAGACUGAGCUGCCUGAGCAGGCCACCGUCUUUUUGACUGGUGCCACUGGCUUCCUCGGUCAAGAACUCCUCAGACAACUUCUCUGCAACGACUCCAUUGCCUCCAUCAUCGCCCUGGUACGAUCCAAGUCUGCCAACCACGGAAUGGACCGUCUCCGCGACACUGCGAAGAUUGCAGGCUGGUGGCGCGAAGAGUACACAAGCAAGAUUGAGAUUUGGUGUGGUGAUCUGAGCAAGAAGCGCAUGGGCCUGAGCAGUUCGCAAUGGGCUCGCCUGGCCGGCCAGUCCAGCAACAACAACGUCGAUGCCAUCAUCCACAACGGUGCCAUCGUCAACUGGAACGCCGACUACGACAAGAUGCGUGCCGCCAACGUUGAUUCCACGGUGGAUCUCCUCAAGGCUACCGUCACCUCGCCCGCUUCCCCCAAGUUCGUCUUCGUCUCCGGCGGCAUCAAGUCUGAUCCCACCACCGACCGCACAGCUCUGGGCCAGUAUCUCAACAACUCGACUGGCUACAUCCAGACCAAGUUCGUCUCCGAGGGCAUCAUCCAGGAGGUCAUCAAGACCCUCCCGGCUGACCAGAACCGCAUUUCCACUCUCAAGCCCGGCCGCAUCAUCGGAUCUCCUGAAACUGGUGUGGCCAACGUGGACGAUGUGCUGUGGCGAAUUGUUUCCGCCGCCGCUUCUCUUGGAGUCUAUCCUGCCGAGCCCGAGGACCAUUGGGUCUACAUCUCCGACGUUGACACUGUGGCAUCAUCCGUGCUCAGCCAACUUUACAGCAAGCAGGGCAUCGCUCCCUACGUCAGUGCCACGGGCGGCAUGCCGGCAACAGUCUUCUGGGAUCUCAUCAACAAGGAGCUGGACGUCCCCUGCGAGCCUCUUUCUCAAGAUGAAUGGACUCACCGUGCGUUGGAGUCGAUGAAUCAAGUCGGCGACAAGCAUCCUCUGUGGCCUGUGCAGCACUUCCUUGGCAACCUUGGCACUCCUCGAUCUGCUCAAGACAUUGAGAUCGAAGGCAGUGAGCACAAGCAGUGGCACAUGGCUGUAAAGAUGAGCAUGCGCUACCUUAUGAAGGUCGGCUUCAUUCAGACGUCCACUGAUGGCUUUGCUCAGCCUCGUCGGGCGGACACUUUCCAGCGCCAUGGCUGA
Molecule: messenger RNA, 62622 nt
Organism: Trichoderma reesei QM6a
Lineage: Eukaryota; Fungi; Ascomycota; Sordariomycetes; Hypocreales; Hypocreaceae
Exons: 8
Coding region: 1-62622 (20873 amino acids)
Biological process (GO): amino acid activation for nonribosomal peptide biosynthetic process; secondary metabolite biosynthetic process
Cellular component (GO): cytoplasm
Molecular function (GO): acyltransferase activity; phosphopantetheine binding
Source: RefSeq, a predicted model, not a curated record